Closterium sp. NIES-65 is the source of this 47580-nucleotide messenger RNA. NCBI's taxonomy places the organism in Eukaryota, Viridiplantae, Streptophyta, Zygnematophyceae, Desmidiales, Closteriaceae. The record is from the annotation of a GenBank genome assembly.
CAUUACCGCCCCUUUCCCCUUAUCCCCCACCACGCCCCCAAGCAGGCUUUUCUCCCCCCAGCCUCCCGUCUCCCUGCCCUUAGUACCGCCGCGCUCUGCCCGUGCGUCACCCUUGCCCACUUCAUACCACCUCCCCCUUCCCCCCCCCCCCGGCUUCUCCCUAUCAUCACCCGCAUGUUCCCCCACUCCCCUGUCCACAACGUCCCUCCUCCACCCCCCCUCCUGCUUUCCCCACUCCCACUCUGCCCCCCACACCUCUACGAGCCGUACUUCCCCCUCCAGCCUCCCUUUCCCCCCCAGCUACUUCCGCAUCCAGCGCGGGCUGCACCUCUGCAUCCCGCCCUGCCAGGCCCUUCGGUGACCCAACUGCCGCCACCUGGCACCACGCCGCCUUUCCCACCCCAUCCAAUCUCUACACCCCCUGCCCCUGCUCCCUGCGCAAUCCAGCCACCUACCCCAGCCUCCCUCUACCUCUCCCUAACUCCACACCGCCGUUCCUACCCCCAGCCAAGGUCUACACCCCUUGCUUUUGCUCCCUGUGCUGUGCCGUCCCCAACCUCCCUCCGCCUUUCCGCGGCACCAGACCGCCUCUCCCUCCCCCAGCCAACAUUUGCACCCCCGUUCCUGCCCCUUGUGCCCUCCAACACCCUACCUCCAGCAGUCUCCCCCUUCUCCAACACCCUCCAUAUUUCCUCCCCCCUGGGGCUCGCCCAUCCGCACGCCUCCUUUCGGUGCCCUCUCUGCCCUCCCACGUUCUCACCCCCCGCCUCCCAACCUUCUCAUUACCCGCUACCAGGUUCACGCCAACUCGACUACCCACUACCCUUUGCCCCUUCCUCUCUGUUCCCCACCCUUCCUUCCCCACUUGGCUCCACCUGCCCACCCCCACCUCCUGUGGAAUUCUGCCCUGCCCUCCCCACCUCUGGCCCACCACCUGUCCCCACACCCUGCUCACCCACCGCUACAUCACCCCCGCCCUCCCACCUCCACUACAGCCCGCCAACACUUCCCCUCUCAACCGGCCCCCAGCCCGCCCCCCCCUUGGGCCCCAAUCCCCUCCAACUGUCAGGCCCCCUCUACCUCUCUUCCACCCACUGCGCACCGCUUUCCCCACCCUUUUCCCCUUUCCCCAAGCUAACCCCCCGCACCCCGGCCUCUGCCAGGGAGUUCCUUCCCCUUGACGCCCUCUUGAGCCAACUCCAGCAACUCACAAACCGCCACCGCCAGGCAUGCUGCCUCUGUAACAAUGCCCCAGCACCCCGCGAGUGGGGGAAAGGCAGACCCGGGAGCCCCUCGGCGAUCGUGGAGGUCCCGCAGCCGAGCCACCCCCUACUCUCCCACUACCCCCACUUCAACAAGCCAGGGGGGAACUUGCAGCUGACACUGCACGAGGAAGGGGUAAGUGAGUUUGUGUGUGAAGGAGCAGCAGAGGCUGCAGAGGAUGGGGCAGCAAAGGCUGCACGGGAAGGGGCAAUGGGGGUUGUGGGGGAAGGGGCAGCAGAGGCUGCAGAGGCUGCAAGGGAAGGGGCAGCAGCGGCUGCACGGGAAAGGGCGGCAGGGGCUGCACGGGAAGGGGCGGCAGGGACCGUGACUCUGGCCAGGCAAGGGGCAGAGGCCAUGGAGACAGGUUUUGCAGGAGUAGGGGCCACGGAACCUGCUGCUGUGUCGGCUGGGGGAACCGCAGCAGAGGAGGCUAUAGGGACCGCACCAGUCGAGGCUGCAAGGACUGCAGCAGGAGCGACAGAGGCCACAGUGGGGGCUGGUAUAGGGGGAGGUGCUACGGGUGCAGCGGGGAAGGGGGUAACGGGGACUGGUGCGAGGGAGAGUGCCGCCCCGGCUGUAGCAAGAGAGGGUACGGCAGGGGCUAAAGUGGGAGAGGGGACAGCAGUGGCCUCAAAGGCAGAAGGUGAGGCUGCAGCUGAAGCAGCAGGGAGGGCCAUAGCACGGCCAGUAGGGGCGGCAGGGGCCGCAGCAAACGCGGGGAAACACACAGCAGGGCCGGCAGGGCCGGCAGAGACUGCAAAAGGGGCUAGCAGUAAAGCGGCAGCAGGCGGGGUGGGCUCAGGGGACAUAGGGGCAACAGGGGAAGGAGAGGGGAGUGGGGUCCCGACCGGGGUGGGCACUGAAGAGGGGGAUGUGAUAGCGAUAGACGAGGAUGAGGGAGAGGAUGUGAUGCACAUUGACGGGCCACUGGCCCAAUACCUCACGCUUGACGGUGAGGCCGACCGGGCCCCCCUGCAGCCUCACGUCGAGGUUCCCCCUCUACCCCCCAUGCCCGUCCCCAUGCUAGCAGAAGGACCAAUGGAGGGGCUGGGGGAGACCUUGAGGACAGAGCCGCGCGAGGGAGCCCCCAUCCUCACCUCCCGUCCUCCAGCCCACCCACCCCCAGGAGCACCACUUCCCCACCCCCACCCUCAGGUCCCGGUAGUGUCCAGGGGGGCAGCCAAGGCCCUGGCCUUCUUGGCGGAGCCGUGCUCCCCGACCCCCACGCUGCUCCAUGGCCAGCCCCCCUCUCCGUCCCCAACGCCUGACCCCACGGUUGCAGGCGGUCCACCGGGAGAGCACGCGGCACACCUCUGCCCCCACCCUCAGGGGCUCCUUAGAGCACCACGUGGAGCAGCCAGGGCUCUGGUCUUCCUAGAGGAGCCAUGCUCCCCGACUCCUACCAACACCCAGCCACCCCCUACCGGCCCACUACCCCCUCCUCCACCAGGCCCCCCCCCCACCCGUCGCCGCACAGCCCCAACACGCCCACCCAACAGGCUGCCCUCCCCACACCACCCCCCCCAGGCAGCCGAGACCCACCCGCAAGGGCUUGCGCCCCAGGCUCAUGGGAGCGGCGGCACCCGGGUAGAGGGGCCCACAGGAGAGGCCACCACAGAGCCCACACAAAUCUCUCUCCCCCCACCGUUUGUACCUCGCUCUAACCUCCACACUGGCCCAGCCCCUCGACCCCCACCUCCAACCCCCUCUCCCGGCCGGGUUCCCCACGAGUGGCCCCGUUGGGCAGCCAUCACCCCCCACACACAGCUUGCCCGAUCUGUUCCCACGGAGGGGGAUGUUUCGAGGAGAGAGGAGAUGCACACAGAGCACCCCCCGCCUGGCGAACCACCCAUCCUCCCUCCACCCACCCCUUUGGCCCCACAGCCCCCCCUUCCUUCACAAACAGGCGCGGACGACCAUGUUGGCCGCCGGCGGAAGAACAGGGGCAGAGGAGGCAGAGGAGGCAGAGGGUCAGCCCACGUGGCGACGGCCGCGAUCGCUACUGGGAGGGAGGCCGUCGGGUUGAGGGAUGCGCCCAUGGCAGACGCCACCGACUCCCCCUCCCAUCCCUCCCACCCCUUCCAUGUCGACGACCCCCUACCGCAACCCAUGCUGAUUGGGGAGGGCCAAGGGGGCCUCCUAGGGCAGGGUCCACACCCGAGCUCCGCUCAGCCAGCACGCCCCACUCCACCCUCUACCCUGCCAGCCCUCCUACUCUCACCUACAGGCAGGCAGGUCUUCGAGACCCCAGAGGAGGUGAGGGCUGGCAUUUCAGAUUUGCUGGCGAUACACCGCCUGAGCAGCUCUCCGGCUGCCCCCACCCUUCCAGUCCCACAGGACCGGACCCGGACGUAUGCGGAGGUCACCCGGUCUGUCCCUUCUUUUAUCCCCCCCGCCACUCAGCCAGGCGCGUCACUCCCGACCCCAAUGGAGACGGACCGGGUUCUGAGGCCGUGUCACUCGCACCUAGACGGGGUGGCGCCUCCCCCCGUUCAGCCCGUGGCGCAGGAGGUCACCAACAGUAGGGAUGAGGCAUCCGCCCCUACCGAGACCCCUCCGCCUGGGGUAGCAGAGCCGUCACUUCAGGAGCAGGAGCACACCACGGCACACACUUCAGGCUCACCUCCACGUCCCCCCUCCCCAGCUUCGACACCGGUACCGGCACGAGGCCCGGCCCUAUCCUGUGCGAUACCACCUCUAUCUUCGCUGACACCCCCCCCGCGCGAGGCUGGUGAGUCGUCUCCUCCCCUCAUCCCAGGCGAUCCUCUCGGAGCUCAGGCCGCCCACGGGGUCCCCUCUACAGCCAGUUCCGACGCCACGGCCCCGAUUGACCCCGCCGACACGGCGACAUCACCCGACCAGGUCGUGAGUUGCCCCACCUGCAGGAGCUCUCUCGCAAACCGACGCGCGCUCCAGCACCACAUUCCCUUCUGCCAUCCUGCGGACGCGGCUCGCAAGGCGCAGGCUGCCCAUGAUACCGCCUCGAUCAUCCCUUCCCUCUCACAGCCCUGUGCGACCGGGAUGCAGUUCACCAACGCACAGUGGCAGACGCUCGACUCGGUGGACUGGACAGAGUAUUUCUCGCCCGAGCGUAUCCAUACACGCCCUCUCCGACGUGUCCCGGAGAGGGUCCGCGGAGGAUAUCUUGACGUCCUCAGUGCGAUCCUAGUCUGCAUUGCCCAGGACCCGGAGGCUGCUGGCCCUACCUUCCUCCUCGCUGCAGCGCCGACUCUUUUCCUUGUUCCAGCGACGCCACCCGACCGCUCGCACACGGCUGCCAUUGCAACGCGCAUCUCCCGCUUUGGUCGAGGUGAGUGGGCUGAGCUAGUCUCAGAUGCACUAGGCCGUCGCACACCCCUUCCUCGGCGCACAGGUCACCGGUCACGCACCGCCACCGAUCCCUCUACAGCAGAUGAGCGCCGCAUUGCACGUUGCCUUCGUCUGGCAGCGUGCAAUGAGACCUCACGGGCGUGCGCGGCUCUCGAGUCCGCGGAGGCAGCCCCAGAUACACAGGGGACGAUACAGCGCCUGCAGUCGAAGCACCCCAACGCGGAGAGGCCGACCCCAGCUUGGCUGUCUGGCUUCCAGGGGUCCCCUCUUCGUGCUCUCGGUGGAUCACUUACGCCGCGCGAUUUUCACAGCUCCGCGGGGCUCUUCGGGAGGACCCAGUGGCUCCGAGGCCGUUGCGCUCCAGCUGCGCGCUCCUUGCUAGCGUCUUCCACCCUCGUGGCUCUGGCGAAGUCGAACAUGGAUGUUCGGCCGAUUGCCAUCGGCGAGGUUUUGGUCCGCAUUCUUUCUCGUGCAGUUUGUCUCCAGCUACGUGACCAGAUGGCGAGGGUCUUCUUGGCAUCACAGCAGUUUGGGGUGGGGGUUACGUGCGGGACAGAGGUCGUAGUUAGAGGCGUCCGCCGCGCUCUGGCUGACCACCCAGACUGGGUGGUCCUGCAGCUAGACGUGGCGAAUGCCUUUAACUCUUUCCACCGAGACAGGAUGUUUCAGGCGCUGCAGGCCAGCCCGGAGUUUCAGUGUCUGAUCCCCUUCAUCGGCCUCUUCUACGGGACGCCCUCGGAUCUCCACUACAGGUCAGGCACGGGAGUGGUCACGAUGCACUCGGAGCGGGGCACUCGCCAGGGAGACCCUCUCAGCCCCUUCUUGUACGCUCUGACACAGCGUCUUGCUUUGAAGCCGGUUCUGGCGGAGGGGGAUGUCCAGCUCUGGUCGUACGCCGAUGACACGUACGUGCUAGGUCCCCCAGACAGGGUGCUGCACCACUUUGCCGAGAUCGUGAGGCGCUUGGGCGAGAUGGGCCUUGCAGCCCAGCCGCACAAGUGCCUCGUCUACCAGACGGAGUCCUUUCUGUCCAGGGAUCUGGAGGCUUUCACGGGCCUAGGGAUCGAGGUCGCACGCCGAGGGCUCACCGUGACAGGCGUACCGGUAGGCACCGUUUCGUUCGUGGAGCAGAGUCUCCCGGAUCGUCUCGAGAGGAUGGGGCGGGUGCUACCUUGGCUUCCGAGGUUGCGCCAGCCCCAGACAGCUGCCCGCCUUCUUUCGGCGUGUAUCAGCACUCGUCCGCAGUACCUGUCGAGGACCGUCCCUCCUUCGCCCGCAGUGAUCUCCAGUUUUACACGGUGGGACGCACGCCUGGGAGAGACUUUUCAGCAGCUUUUAGCUUCAGGGACCUGGGCUUGUCGCGAGGACGUCCGAGAGGCCGCCCUAGACCAGAUCUUCCUCCCCAUCCGUCUCGGGGGUUUCGGCAUUCGUCGCAUGGCGCGCAUUGCCCCGGUGAGUUUCGUGUGCUCCUGGGUGCAGUGUGCACCCAUUCUCUGUUCUCUCCCUGCGUGUGGCGAGGUGUUUCGGCAGAGCUUCGCUUCAGGUGAGCCAGAGCAGAUCGACCGGGCUCUGCAGACGGCGCUAGAGGGUCUCCCACCUGACGUUCUCUCUCUCCUUCCCCCCUGGCCCUCUUGCGCUUCUGCCUCCCCCGAUUCCCUUUUUGCAGGAGCGAGCCGUCUUCUGGAGGCGCAUGCCUUGGAGGCCGUGCGUGCCCGUCACGCCUCUCCCUUGCACCUUGCCCGUUUGACUUCCCUUCAGGGCGGAGGUGCAGGAGCGUGGUUGACGUCGGUGCCGUACGCCGACCCACUGCGCAUCCCGGAGGCGCUGUGGCAGGCGGCUUCAUCUUCUCGUCUUGGUCUCCCUAUCCCCCAGUUAGCCCUUGCAGGUCAGUGCUCCUGCGGACAGGCGAUUGACGACAUGACGGUGCCUCAUCACGCGGUUCGGUGCCCGCGUUACGGGGUCGCCACUACCAUCCACGACACGGUGAAGUACAUGCUUCGAGACUUUGCGGUCGAGGCGGGCUUCGCGGUAAAGGUGGAGGACUCUACGCUGUUCACACAGUUGGAGGCGGCUCGAGCGAGACUACUGGGACAGCCAGUAGUGGGAGAGGGGACACGGGCUGAGGGUCCGGGGGAGCGGAGAGGCGAGGCGGGACAGCCGGGUGGCGGGGGACAGUGGGGACGGCACCAGCUGCGGGGUCAGGUGGAGCGAGGGACAGGUGGGCAGAGGGGACGGCAGGGGGAGCAGACGGGCCAGGACGGGGAGGGGGGACGGCACAGGCAGCAGCAGGAGAGCCAGUGGAGGCCGCGAGCCCAGGGCGCCGCGCCUCCAGGUUCGGCCUCGGGGGCGGGGCAGGGGCGGGAGCAGCAGAGAGCGGACGGAGGUACAGGAGGGGCAGCGGGAUUGGGAGGGGAGGGCCAGGGAGUGAGAGAGGCAGCAGGGGAUGGAGCAGGGGGGUCGGGAGGUUUGGGGGAGGGUAGAGAGGGGGAGGGGAGAGGACAGGUGGAUGGAGGAGAGGAGAGGGGGAGAGAGACGAUCGGAGAGGGGGCACCAAGGGACCAGACAGGGCAGCAGCCAGCGCAACAGCAGGGACCAGUCGGACGCACAGGCCGUGUAGGCACCGCCUCCCGCAUUCCAGAUCUCACCUGCCGCGACGUUGGCCAGGGUCUGAUGGUUCUUGUGGAUGUCUCCAUAGCGGAUCCACAGCGGGAGGGGAACGUGCAGCUGAGACGGGCGACCCCCACACAGAUUGGAGUGGCAGCAGCUAGGCGGGUGCAGGAGAAGCUGCGUCACUGGGGGCCGCACUUAGAGGGGCUGCAGCCGGCACCACACUUUUACGCGUGCGUGGCGGAGACCUUUGGCCUUCUGAGUGAGCCGCUGCGUCAGUUUCUGGGGCUCUGCACAAAGAGGAUAGCACAGCGGAGGAGGGAUAGAGGUGGGGGGGAUGACGGAUCGGCACGGAUAUUUGAGGCAGGACUCACUACACGCCUCUCCGUUGCACUGCAGCGCGCGCAGGCUCAAUGCAUGAUCCAGCAUGCGGUGCGGCAGUUAGGGAGAUCCGACGACGGGUGGAUGCCCGCACCAGUCCCACUGGGUGCGGGGCAGGGAACUUGGCACCACGUCACAGGUCACACCCCCUGCCCCCUCAUGCCAUCCGCUCCCCCCGCCCCUACCCUCCGCGUGCCCGCUCCCUUGCCGCCUCUUUUGACCCUCCCUGCCCCCCUCGCCGUUUCCCACCGCCCGCCAUUCGCUCCUCCCCGCCCGUGCGCUCCCCUCGUUUACCUUCUCCUCCCCCCUCCCCUCCUCUGCUGCACGCCUCUUCCUUCCCCUCGCCGACCCACUCCACUCCCUGCCCCUCCUCAAUCCGCACCCUGCCCCUCGUAUCUCGCCCCCCUAUGCUUGGUUUCUCCCCUCCCUGCCCCUCGCCGCCUUUCUCCGCCCCCCACCUCCCCCCUCUCCCUGCCCCCCCACUCUCCCACCCUUGCCCUUGGCUUCCUACCUCCCUGCCCCACCUUUCCCCCCUCUGUGUGCUCAGCUUCUCCCCUCCCUGCCCCUCCCUCCUCCCCGCCCUGCCCCUCGUUUUCCGCCCCCCCACGCCCGGUUUCUCCCCUCCCCGCGCCUCCCUUUCUUUCUCCGUGCCUCUCCUCUGCUCCCUCCCUGCCCCCGCCUGCCCAUGCCCCUGUCUUUGGCUUCUCCCCUCCCUGCCCCACGUUUCUUCCCUCCCUGCCCACCCCCUCUGCCCCUCCCUUGUUUUCCCCUCACCCAUUGCUUCUCCCCUCCCUGCCCUUGAUUUCCCGCACCCCUGCCCUUGUUUCCUACCAUCCAUGCCCCUCGUUUCCCCCCCUUUGUACGUUCAGCCUCUUCCCUCCCUGCCCCUCCCUUCCUCCCCCCCUGCCCUUUGCUCUCCCCUCGUUACGCUCCCUUCUCCCCAUCCCUGCUGCCCUCUUACCACCAUCAGCCCAUCCCCACCACCAGCCCCCCUCCCACCCUUCUCUCCCCCCCUCCCUUUCCCUCUCUCUCUUUCUCACACACACACACGCACACUCCCCUCCCCCACCCCCCACCCACAUCCUCCCAUUCUGCCCCUCCCUGCCCCUUUCCCACCCCCUCGCACGCCCCUCACCUCCCACCUCCGUGCAACUGGUUUCCCCCCCCCUAUGGUGCCUCCCUUGCAUCGCUCGCCCCUCUGCUCACCCUCUGCCCGCCCCUUUUCCGUGCCCUCAGCUGGCCCAGCCCCUGCCCGUUGCUGCCCCUCCCCUUGCCCCCUCAACUCCCCUGCCCCCCGUACACCCCAGUCCCAUCCAACCGCCCCCACCCUCCCCCGGCUGCCCGUUUCCGCUCUCCACCCCCGCGACCGUGUGCGGCUUCCAACCGCCCAACGGUGGUGCGCACGGGGCUCACACCCCCUGCCCCCUCAUGCCAUCCGCUCCCCCCGCCCCUACCCUCCGCGUGCCCGCUCCCUUGCCGCCUCUUUUGACCCUCCCUGCCCCCCUCGCCGUUUCCCACCGCCCGCCAUUCGCUCCUCCCCGCCCGUGCGCUCCCCUCGUUUACCUUCUCCUCCCCCCUCCCCUCCUCUGCUGCACGCCUCUUCCUUCCCCUCGCCGACCCACUCCACUCCCUGCCCCUCCUCAAUCCGCACCCUGCCCCUCGUAUCUCGCUCCCCUAUGCUUGGUUUCUCCCCUCCCUGCCCCUCGCCGCCUUUCUCCGCCCCCCACCUCCCCCCUCUCCCUGCCCCCCCACUCUCCCACCCUUGCCCUUGGCUUCCUACCUCCCUGCCCCACCUUUCCCCCCUCUGUGUGCUCAGCUUCUCCCCUCCCUGCCCCUCCCUCCUCCCCGCCCUGCCCCUCGUUUUCCGCCCCCCCACGCCCGGUUUCUCCCCUCCCCGCGCCUCCCUUUCUUUCUCCGUGCCUCUCCUCUGCUCCCUCCCUGCCCCCGCCUGCCCAUGCCCCUGUCUUUGGCUUCUCCCCUCCCUGCCCCACGUUUCUUCCCUCCCUGCCCACCCCCUCUGCCCCUCCCUUGUUUUCCCCUCACCCAUUGCUUCUCCCCUCCCUGCCCUUGAUUUCCCGCACCCCUGCCCUUGUUUCCUACCAUCCAUGCCCCUCGUUUCCCCCCCUUUGUACGUUCAGCCUCUUCCCUCCCUGCCCCUCCCUUCCUCCCCCCCUGCCCUUUGCUCUCCCCUCGUUACGCUCCCUUCUCCCCAUCCCUGCUGCCCUCUUACCACCAUCAGCCCAUCCCCACCACCAGCCCCCCUCCCACCCUUCUCUCCCCCCCUCCCUUUCCCUCUCUCUCUUCUCUCACACACACACACGCACACUCCCCUCCCCCACCCCCCACCCACAUCCUCCCAUUCUGCCCCUCCCUGCCCCUUUCCCACCCCCUCGCACGCCCCUCACCUCCCACCUCCGUGCAACUGGUUUCCCCCCUAUGGUGCCUCCCUUGCAUCGCUCGCCCCUCUGCUCACCCUCUGCCCGCCCCUUUUCCGUGCCCUCAGCUGGCCCAGCCCCUGCCCGUUGCUGCCCCUCCCCUUGCCCCCUCAACUCCCCUGCCCCCCGUACACCCCAGUCCCAUCCAACCGCCCCCACCCUCCCCCGGCUGCCCGUUUCCGCUCUCCACCCCCGCGACCGUGUGCGGCUUCCAACCGCCCAACGGUGGUGCGCACGGGGCUCACACCCCCUGCCCCCUCAUGCCAUCCGCUCCCCCCGCCCCUACCCUCCGCGUGCCCGCUCCCUUGCCGCCUCUUUUGACCCUCCCUGCCCCCCUCGCCGUUUCCCACCGCCCGCCAUUCGCUCCUCCCUGCCCGUGCGCUCCCCUCGUUUACCUUCUCCUCCCCCCUCCCCUCCUCUGCUGCACGCCUCUUCCUUCCCCUCGCCGACCCACUCCACUCCCUGCCCCUCCUCAAUCCGCACCCUGCCCCUCGUAUCUCGCCCCCCUAUGCUUGGUUUCUCCCCUCCCUGCCCCUCGCCGCCUUUCUCCGCCCCCCACCUCCCCCCUCUCCCUGCCCCCCCACUCUCCCACCCUUGCCCUUGGCUUCCUACCUCCCUGCCCCACCUUUCCCCCCUCUGUGUGCUCAGCUUCUCCCCUCCCUGCCCCUCCCUCCUCCCCGCCCUGCCCCUCGUUUUCCGCCCCCCCACGCCCGGUUUCUCCCCUCCCCGCGCCUCCCUUUCUUUCUCCGUGCCUCUCCUCUGCUCCCUCCCUGCCCCCGCCUGCCCAUGCCCCUGUCUUUGGCUUCUCCCCUCCCUGCCCCACGUUUCUUCCCUCCCUGCCCACCCCCUCUGCCCCUCCCUUGUUUUCCCCUCACCCAUUGCUUCUCCCCUCCCUGCCCUUGAUUUCCCGCACCCCUGCCCUUGUUUCCUACCAUCCAUGCCCCUCGUUUCCCCCCCUUUGUACGUUCAGCCUCUUCCCUCCCUGCCCCUCCCUUCCUCCCCCCCUGCCCUUUGCUCUCCCCUCGUUACGCUCCCUUCUCCCCAUCCCUGCUGCCCUCUUACCACCAUCAGCCCAUCCCCACCACCAGCCCCCCUCCCACCCUUCUCUCCCCCCCUCCCUUUCCCUCUCUCUCUUUCUCACACACACACACGCACACUCCCCUCCCCCACCCCCCACCCACAUCCUCCCAUUCUGCCCCUCCCUGUCCCUUUCCCACCCCCUCGCACGCCCCUCACCUCCCACCUCCGUGCAACUGGUUUCCCCCCCUAUGGUGCCUCCCUUGCAUCGCUCGCCCCUCUGCUCACCCUCUGCCCGCCCCUUUUCCGUGCCCUCAGCUGGCCCAGCCCCUGCCCGUUGCUGCCCCUCCCCUUGCCCCCUCAACUCCCCUGCCCCCCGUACACCCCAGUCCCAUCCAACCGCCCCCACCCUCCCCCGGCUGCCUGUUUCCGCUCUCCACCCCCGCGACCGUGUGCGGCUUCCAACCGCCCAACGGUGGUGCGCACGGGGCGUUUCUUCGCACGGGCAAGCCUCCCCGGGGGCCCCCCACCCCGCUGGGUCGUUUCACACCCCCUGCCCCCUCAUGCCAUCCGCUCCCCCCGCCCCUACCCUCCGCGUGCCCGCUCCCUUGCCGCCUCUUUUGACCCUCCCUGCCCCCCUCGCCGUUUCCCACCGCCCGCCAUUCGCUCCUCCCCGCCCGUGCGCUCCCCUCGUUUACCUUCUCCUCCCCCCUCCCCUCCUCUGCUGCACGCCUCUUCCUUCCCCUCGCCGACCCACUCCACUCCCUGCCCCUCCUCAAUCCGCACCCUGCCCCUCGUAUCUCGCCCCCCUAUGCUUGGUUUCUCCCCUCCCUGCCCCUCGCCGCCUUUCUCCGCCCCCCACCUCCCCCCUCUCCCUGCCCCCCCACUCUCCCACCCUUGCCCUUGGCUUCCUACCUCCCUGCCCCACCUUUCCCCCCUCUGUGUGCUCAGCUUCUCCCCUCCCUGCCCCUCCCUCCUCCCCGCCCUGCCCCUCGUUUUCCGCCCCCCCACGCCCGGUUUCUCCCCUCCCCGCGCCUCCCUUUCUUUCUCCGUGCCUCUCCUCUGCUCCCUCCCUGCCCCCGCCUGCCCAUGCCCCUGUCUUUGGCUUCUCCCCUCCCUGCCCCACGUUUCUUCCCUCCCUGCCCACCCCCUCUGCCCCUCCCUUGUUUUCCCCUCACCCAUUGCUUCUCCCCUCCCUGCCCUUGAUUUCCCGCACCCCUGCCCUUGUUUCCUACCAUCCAUGCCCCUCGUUUCCCCCCCUUUGUACGUUCAGCCUCUUCCCUCCCUGCCCCUCCCUUCCUCCCCCCCUGCCCUUUGCUCUCCCCUCGUUACGCUCCCUUCUCCCCAUCCCUGCUGCCCUCUUACCACCAUCAGCCCAUCCCCACCACCAGCCCCCCUCCCACCCUUCUCUCCCCCCCUCCCUUUCCCUCUCUCUCUUUCUCACACACACACACGCACACUCCCCUCCCCCACCCCCCACCCACAUCCUCCCAUUCUGCCCCUCCCUGCCCCUUUCCCACCCCCUCGCACGCCCCUCACCUCCCACCUCCGUGCAACUGGUUUCCCCCCCUAUGGUGCCUCCCUUGCAUCGCUCGCCCCUCUGCUCACCCUCUGCCCGCCCCUUUUCCGUGCCCUCAGCUGGCCCAGCCCCUGCCCGUUGCUGCCCCUCCCCUUGCCCCCUCAACUCCCCUGCCCCCCGUACACCCCAGUCCCAUCCAACCGCCCCCACCCUCCCCCGGCUGCCCGUUUCCGCUCUCCACCCGCGCGACCGUGUGCGGCUUCCAACCGCCCAACGGUGGUGCGCACGGGGCGUUUCUUCGCACGGGCAAGCCUCCCCGGGGGCCCCCCACCCCGCUGGGUCGUUUCACACCCCCUGCCCCCUCAUGCCAUCCGCUCCCCCCGCCCCUACCCUCCGCGUGCCCGCUCCCUUGCCGCCUCUUUUGACCCUCCCUGCCCCCCUCGCCAUUUCCCACCGCCCGCCAUUCGCUCCUCCCCGCCCGUGCGCUCCCCUCGUUUACCUUCUCCUCCCCCCUCCCCUCCUCUGCUGCACGCCUCUUCCUUCCCCUCGCCGACCCACUCCACUCCCUGCCCCUCCUCAAUCCGCACCCUGCCCCUCCUUCUCCCCUCCCUGCCCCUCCCUCCUCCCCGCCCUGCCCCUCGUUUUCCGCCCCCCCACGCCCGGUUUCUCCCCUCCCCGCGCCUCCCUUUCUUUCUCCGUGCCUCUCCAUCUGCUCCCUCCCUGCCCCCGCCUGCCCAUGCCCCUGUCUUUGGCUUCUCCCCUCCCUGCCCCACGUUUCUUCCCUCCCUGCCCACCCCCUCUGCCCCUCCCUUGUUUUCCCCUCACCCAUUGCUUCUCCCCUCCCUGCCCUUGAUUUCCCGCACCCCUGCCCUUGUUUCCUACCAUCCAUGCCCCUCGUUUCCCCCCCUUUGUACGUUCAGCCUCUUCCCUCCCUGCCCCUCCCUUCCUCCCCCCCUGCCCUUUGCUCUCCCCUCGUUACGCUCCCUUCUCCCCAUCCCUGCUGCCCUCUUACCACCAUCAGCCCAUCCCCACCACCAGCCCCCCUCCCACCCUUCUCUCCCCCCCUCCCUUUCCCUCUCUCUCUUUCUCACACACACACACGCACACUCCCCUCCCCCACCCCCCCACCCACAUCCUCCCAUUCUGCCCCUCCCUGCCCCUUUCCCACCCCCUCGCACGCCCCUCACCUCCCACCUCCGUGCAACUGGUUUCCCCCCCUAUGGUGCCUCCCUUGCAUCGCUCGCCCCUCUGCUCACCCUCUGCCCGCCCCUUUUCCGUGCCCUCAGCUGGCCCAGCCCCUGCCCGUUGCUGCCCCUCCCCUUGCCCCCUCAACUCCCCUGCCCCCCGUACACCCCAGUCCCAUCCAACCGCCCCCACCCUCCCCCGGCUGCCCGUUUCCGCUCUCCACCCCCGCGACCGUGUGCGGCUUCCAACCGCCCAACGGUGGUGCGCACGGGGCGUUUCUUCGCACGGGCAAGCCUCCCCGGGGGCCCCCCACCCCGCUGGGUCGUUUCACACCCCCUGCCCCCUCAUGCCAUCCGCUCCCCCCGCCCCUACCCUCCGCGUGCCCGCUCCCUUGCCGCCUCUUUUGACCCUCCCUGCCCCCCUCGCCGUUUCCCACCGCCCGCCAUUCGCUCCUCCCCGCCCGUGCGCUCCCCUCGUUUACCUUCUCCUCCCCCCUCCCCUCCUCUGCUGCACGCCUCUUCCUUCCCCUCGCCGACCCACUCCACUCCCUGCCCCUCCUCAAUCCGCACCCUGCCCCUCGUAUCUCGCCCCCCUAUGCUUGGUUUCUCCCCUCCCUGCCCCUCGCCGCCUUUCUCCGCCCCCCACCUCCCCCCUCUCCCUGCCCCCCCACUCUCCCACCCUUGCCCUUGGCUUCCUACCUCCCUGCCCCACCUUUCCCCCCUCUGUGUGCUCAGCUUCUCCCCUCCCUGCCCCUCCCUCCUCCCCGCCCUGCCCCUCGUUUUCCGCCCCCCCACGCCCGGUUUCUCCCCUCCCCGCGCCUCCCUUUCUUUCUCCGUGCCUCUCCUCUGCUCCCUCCCUGCCCCCGCCUGCCCAUGCCCCUGUCUUUGGCUUCUCCCCUCCCUGCCCCACGUUUCUUCCCUCCCUGCCCACCCCCUCUGCCCCUCCCUUGUUUUCCCCUCACCCAUUGCUUCUCCCCUCCCUGCCCUUGAUUUCCCGCACCCCUGCCCUUGUUUCCUACCAUCCAUGCCCCUCGUUUCCCCCCCUUUGUACGUUCAGCCUCUUCCCUCCCUGCCCCUCCCUUCCUCCCCCCCUGCCCUUUGCUCUCCCCUCGUUACGCUCCCUUCUCCCCAUCCCUGCUGCCCUCUUACCACCAUCAGCCCAUCCCCACCACCAGCCCCCCUCCCACCCUUCUCUCCCCCCCUCCCUUUCCCUCUCUCUCUUUCUCACACACACACACGCACACUCCCCUCCCCCACCCCCCACCCACAUCCUCCCAUUCUGCCCCUCCCUGCCCCUUUCCCACCCCCUCGCACGCCCCUCACCUCCCACCUCCGUGCAACUGGUUUCCCCCCCUAUGGUGCCUCCCUUGCAUCGCUCGCCCCUCUGCUCACCCUCUGCCCGCCCCUUUUCCGUGCCCUCAGCUGGCCCAGCCCCUGCCCGUUGCUGCCCCUCCCCUUGCCCCCUCAACUCCCCUGCCCCCCGUACACCCCAGUCCCAUCCAACCGCCCCCACCCUCCCCCGGCUGCCCGUUUCCGCUCUCCACCCCCGCGACCAUGUGCGGCUUCCAACCGCCCAACGGUGGUGCGCACGGGGCGUUUCUUCGCACGGGCAAGCCUCCCCGGGGGCCCCCCACCCCGCUGGGUCGUUUCACACCCCCUGCCCCCUCAUGCCAUCCGCUCCCCCCGCCCCUACCCUCCGCGUGCCCGCUCCCUUGCCGCCUCUUUUGACCCUCCCUGCCCCCCUCGCCGUUUCCCACCGCCCGCCAUUCGCUCCUCCCCGCCCGUGCGCUCCCCUCGUUUACCUUCUCCUCCCCCCUCCCCUCCUCUGCUGCACGCCUCUUCCUUCCCCUCGCCGACCCACUCCACUCCCUGCCCCUCCUCAAUCCGCACCCUGCCCCUCCUUCUCCCCUCCCUGCCCCUCCCUCCUCCCCGCCCUGCCCCUCGUUUUCCGCCCCCCCACGCCCGGUUUCUCCCCUCCCCGCGCCUCCCUUUCUUUCUCCAGUGCCUCUCCUCUGCUCCCUCCCUGCCCCCGCCUGCCCAUGCCCCUGUCUUUGGCUUCUCCCCUCCCUGCCCCACGUUUCUUCCCUCCCUGCCCACCCCCUCUGCCCCUCCCUUGUUUUCCCCUCACCCAUUGCUUCUCCCCUCCCUGCCCUUGAUUUCCCGCACCCCUGCCCUUGUUUCCUACCAUCCAUGCCCCUCGUUUCCCCCCCUUUGUACGUUCAGCCUCUUCCCUCCCUGCCCCUCCCUUCCUCCCCCCCUGCCCUUUGCUCUCCCCUCGUUACGCUCCCUUCUCCCCAUCCCUGCUGCCCUCUUACCACCAUCAGCCCAUCCCCACCACCAGCCCCCCUCCCACCCUUCUCUCCCCCCCUCCCUUUCCCUCUCUCUCUUUCUCACACACACACACGCACACUCCCCUCCCCCACCCCCCCACCCACAUCCUCCCAUUCUGCCCCUCCCUGCCCCUUUCCCACCCCCUCGCACGCCCCUCACCUCCCACCUCCGUGCAACUGGUUUCCCCCCCUAUGGUGCCUCCCUUGCAUCGCUCGCCCCUCUGCUCACCCUCUGCCCGCCCCUUUUCCGUGCCCUCAGCUGGCCCAGCCCCUGCCCGUUGCUGCCCCUCCCCUUGCCCCCUCAACUCCCCUGCCCCCCGUACACCCCAGUCCCAUCCAACCGCCCCCACCCUCCCCCGGCUGCCCGUUUCCGCUCUCCACCCCCGCGACCGUGUGCGGCUUCCAACCGCCCAACGGUGGUGCGCACGGGGCGUUUCUUCGCACGGGCAAGCCUCCCCGGGGGCCCCCCACCCCGCUGGGUCGUUUCACACCCCCUGCCCCCUCAUGCCAUCCGCUCCCCCCGCCCCUACCCUCCGCGUGCCCGCUCCCUUGCCGCCUCUUUUGACCCUCCCUGCCCCCCUCGCCGUUUCCCACCGCCCGCCAUUCGCUCCUCCCCGCCCGUGCGCUCCCCUCGUUUACCUUCUCCUCCCCCCUCCCCUCCUCUGCUGCACGCCUCUUCCUUCCCCUCGCCGACCCACUCCACUCCCUGCCCCUCCUCAAUCCGCACCCUGCCCCUCGUAUCUCGCCCCCCUAUGCUUGCUUCUCCCCUCCCUGCCCCUCCCUCCUCCCCGCCCUGCCCCUCGUUUUCCGCCCCCCCACGCCCGGUUUCUCCCCUCCCCGCGCCUCCCUUUCUUUCUCCGUGCCUCUCCUCUGCUCCCUCCCUGCCCCCGCCUGCCCAUGCCCCUGUCUUUGGCUUCUCCCCUCCCUGCCCCACGUUUCUUCCCUCCCUGCCCACCCCCUCUGCCCCUCCCUUGUUUUCCCCUCACCCAUUGCUUCUCCCCUCCCUGCCCUUGAUUUCCCGCACCCCUGCCCUUGUUUCCUACCAUCCAUGCCCCUCGUUUCCCCCCCUUUGUACGUUCAGCCUCUUCCCUCCCUGCCCCUCCCUUCCUCCCCCCCUGCCCUUUGCUCUCCCCUCGUUACGCUCCCUUCUCCCCAUCCCUGCUGCCCUCUUACCACCAUCAGCCCAUCCCCACCACCAGCCCCCCUCCCACCCUUCUCUCCCCCCCUCCCUUUCCCUCUCUCUCUUUCUCACACACACACACGCACACUCCCCUCCCCCACCCCCCACCCACAUCCUCCCAUUCUGCCCCUCCCUGCCCCUUUCCCACCUCCUCGCACGCCCCUCACCUCCCACCUCCGUGCAACUGCUGGCCCAGCCCCUGCCCGUUGCUGCCCCUCCCCUUGCCCCCUCAACUCCCCUGCCCCCCGUACACCCCAGUCCCAUCCAACCGCCCCCACCCUCCCCCGGCUGCCCGUUUCCGCUCUCCACCCCCGCGACCGUGUGCGGCUUCCAACCGCCCAACGGUGGUGCGCACGGGGCUCACACCCCCUGCACCCUCAUGCCAUCCGCUCCCCCCGCCCCUACCCUCCGCGUGCCCGCUCCCUUGCCGCCUCUUUUGACCCUCCCUGCCCCCCUCGCCGUUUCCCACCGCCCGCCAUUCGCACCUCCCCGCCCGUGCGCUCCCCUCGUUUACCUUCUCCUCCCCCCCUCCCCUCCUCUGCUGCACGCCUCUUCCUUCCCCUCGCCGACCCACUCCACUCCCUGCCCCUCCUCAAUCCGCACCCUGCCCCUCGUAUCUCGCCCCCCUAUGCUUGGUUUCUCCCCUCCCUGCCCCUCGCCGCCUUUCUCCGCCCCCCACCUCCCCCCUCUCCCUGCCCCCCCACUCUCCCACCCUUGCCCUUGGCUUCCUACCUCCCUGCCCCACCUUUCCCCCCUCUGUGUGCUCAGCUUCUCCCCUCCCUGCCCCUCCCUCCUCCCCGCCCUGCCCCUCGUUUUCCGCCCCCCCACGCCCGGUUUCUCCCCUCCCCGCGCCUCCCUUUCUUUCUCCGUGCCUCUCCUCUGCUCCCUCCCUGCCCCCGCCUGCCCAUGCCCCUGUCUUUGGCUUCUCCCCUCCCUGCCCCACGUUUCUUCCCUCCCUGCCCACCCCCUCUGCCCCUCCCUUGUUUUCCCCUCACCCAUUGCUUCUCCCCUCCCUGCCCUUGAUUUCCCGCACCCCUGCCCUUGUUUCCUACCAUCCAUGCCCCUCGUUUCCCCCCCUUUGUACGUUCAGCCUCUUCCCUCCCUGCCCCUCCCUUCCUCCCCCCCUGCCCUUUGCUCUCCCCUCGUUACGCUCCCUUCUCCCCAUCCCUGCUGCCCUCUUACCACCAUCAGCCCAUCCCCACCACCAGCCCCCCUCCCACCCUUCUCUCCCCCCCUCCCUUUCCCUCUCUCUCUUUCUCACACACACACACGCACACUCCCCUCCCCCACCCCCCACCCACAUCCUCCCAUUCUGCCCCUCCCUGCCCCUUUCCCACCCCCUCGCACGCCCCUCACCUCCCACCUCCGUGCAACUGGUUUCCCCCCCUAUGGUGCCUCCCUUGCAUCGCUCGCCCCUCUGCUCACCCUCUGCCCGCCCCUUUUCCGUGCCCUCAGCUGGCCCAGCCCCUGCCCGUUGCUGCCCCUCCCCUUGCCCCCUCAACUCCCCUGCCCCCCGUACACCCCAGUCCCAUCCAACCGCCCCCACCCUCCCCCGGCUGCCCGUUUCCGCUCUCCACCCCCGCGACCGUGUGCGGCUUCCAACCGCCCAACGGUGGUGCGCACGGGGCGUUUCUUCGCACGGGCAAGCCUCCUCGGGGGCCCCCCACCCCGCUGGGUCGUUUCACACCCCCUGCCCCCUCAUGCCAUCCGCUCCCCCCGCCCCUACCCUCCGCGUGCCCGCUCCCUUGCCGCCUCUUUUGACCCUCCCUGCCCCCCUCGCCGUUUCCCACCGCCCGCCAUUCGCUCCUCCCCGCCCGUGCGCUCCCCUCGUUUACCUUCUCCUCCCCCCUCCCCUCCUCUGCUGCACGCCUCUUCCUUCCCCUCGCCGACCCACUCCACUCCCUGCCCCUCCUCAAUCCGCACCCUGCCCCUCGUAUCUCGCCCCCCUAUGCUUGGUUUCUCCCCUCCCUGCCCCUCGCCGCCUUUCUCCGCCCCCCACCUCCCCCCUCUCCCUGCCCCCCCACUCUCCCACCCUUGCCCUUGGCUUCCUACCUCCCUGCCCCACCUUUCCCCCCUCUGUGUGCUCAGCUUCUCCCCUCCCUGCCCCUCCCUCCUCCCCGCCCUGCCCCUCGUUUUCCGCCCCCCCACGCCCGGUUUCUCCCCUCCCCGCGCCUCCCUUUCUUUCUCCGUGCCUCUCCUCUGCUCCCUCCCUGCCCCCGCCUGCCCAUGCCCCUGUCUUUGGCUUCUCCCCUCCCUGCCCCACGUUUCUUCCCUCCCUGCCCACCCCCUCUGCCCCUCCCUUGUUUUCCCCUCACCCAUUGCUUCUCCCCUCCCUGCCCUUGAUUUCCCGCACCCCUGCCCUUGUUUCCUACCAUCCAUGCCCCUCGUUUCCCCCCCUUUGUACGUUCAGCCUCUUCCCUCCCUGCCCCUCCCUUCCUCCCCCCCUGCCCUUUGCUCUCCCCUCGUUACGCUCCCUUCUCCCCAUCCCUGCUGCCCUCUUACCACCAUCAGCCCAUCCCCACCACCAGCCCCCCUCCCACCCUUCUCUCCCCCCCUCCCUUUCCCUCUCUCUCUUUCUCACACACACACACGCACACUCCCCUCCCCCACCCCCCACCCACAUCCUCCCAUUCUGCCCCUCCCUGCCCCUUUCCCACCCCCUCGCACGCCCCUCACCUCCCACCUCCGUGCAACUGGUUUCCCCCCCUAUGGUGCCUCCCUUGCAUCGCUCGCCCCUCUGCUCACCCUCUGCCCGCCCCUUUUCCGUGCCCUCAGCUGGCCCAGCCCCUGCCCGUUGCUGCCCCUCCCCUUGCCCCCUCAACUCCCCUGCCCCCCGUACACCCCAGUCCCAUCCAACCGCCCCCACCCUCCCCCGGCUGCCCGUUUCCGCUCUCCACCCCCGCGACCGUGUGCGGCUUCCAACCGCCCAACGGUGGUGCGCACGGGGCGUUUCUUCGCACGGGCAAGCCUCCUCGGGGGCCCCCCACCCCGCUGGGUCGUUUCACACCCCCUGCCCCCUCAUGCCAUCCGCUCCCCCCGCCCCUACCCUCCGCGUGCCCGCUCCCUUGCCGCCUCUUUUGACCCUCCCUGCCCCCCUCGCCGUUUCCCACCGCCCGCCAUUCGCUCCUCCCCGCCCGUGCGCUCCCCUCGUUUACCUUCUCCUCCCCCCUCCCCUCCUCUGCUGCACGCCUCUUCCUUCCCCUCGCCGACCCACUCCACUCCCUGCCCCUCCUCAAUCCGCACCCUGCCCCUCGUAUCUCGCCCCCCUAUGCUUGGUUUCUCCCCUCCCUGCCCCUCGCCGCCUUUCUCCGCCCCCCACCUCCCCCCUCUCCCUGCCCCCCCACUCUCCCACCCUUGCCCUUGGCUUCCUACCUCCCUGCCCCACCUUUCCCCCCUCUGUGUGCUCAGCUUCUCCCCUCCCUGCCCCUCCCUCCUCCCCGCCCUGCCCCUCGUUUUCCGCCCCCCCACGCCCGGUUUCUCCCCUCCCCGCGCCUCCCUUUCUUUCUCCGUGCCUCUCCUCUGCUCCCUCCCUGCCCCCGCCUGCCCAUGCCCCUGUCUUUGGCUUCUCCCCUCCCUGCCCCACGUUUCUUCCCUCCCUGCCCACCCCCUCUGCCCCUCCCUUGUUUUCCCCUCACCCAUUGCUUCUCCCCUCCCUGCCCUUGAUUUCCCGCACCCCUGCCCUUGUUUCCUACCAUCCAUGCCCCUCGUUUCCCCCCCUUUGUACGUUCAGCCUCUUCCCUCCCUGCCCCUCCCUUCCUCCCCCCCUGCCCUUUGCUCUCCCCUCGUUACGCUCCCUUCUCCCCAUCCCUGCUGCCCUCUUACCACCAUCAGCCCAUCCCCACCACCAGCCCCCCUCCCACCCUUCUCUCCCCCCCUCCCUUUCCCUCUCUCUCUUUCUCACACACACACACGCACACUCCCCUCCCCCACCCCCCACCCACAUCCUCCCAUUCUGCCCCUCCCUGCCCCUUUCCCACCCCCUCGCACGCCCCUCACCUCCCACCUCCGUGCAACUGGUUUCCCCCCCUAUGGUGCCUCCCUUGCAUCGCUCGCCCCUCUGCUCACCCUCUGCCCGCCCCUUUUCCGUGCCCUCAGCUGGCCCAGCCCCUGCCCGUUGCUGCCCCUCCCCUUGCCCCCUCAACUCCCCUGCCCCCCGUACACCCCAGUCCCAUCCAACCGCCCCCACCCUCCCCCGGCUGCCCGUUUCCGCUCUCCACCCCCGCGACCGUGUGCGGCUUCCAACCGCCCAACGGUGGUGCGCACGGGGCGUUUCUUCGCACGGGCAAGCCUCCCCGGGGGCCCCCCACCCCGCUGGGUCGUUUCACACCCCCUGCCCCCUCAUGCCAUCCGCUCCCCCCGCCCCUACCCUCCGCGUGCCCGCUCCCUUGCCGCCUCUUUUGACCCUCCCUGCCCCCCUCGCCGUUUCCCACCGCCCGCCAUUCGCUCCUCCCCGCCCGUGCGCUCCCCUCGUUUACCUUCUCCUCCCCCCUCCCCUCCUCUGCUGCACGCCUCUUCCUUCCCCUCGCCGACCCACUCCACUCCCUGCCCCUCCUCAAUCCGCACCCUGCCCCUCCUUCUCCCCUCCCUGCCCCUCCCUCCUCCCCGCCCUGCCCCUCGUUUUCCGCCCCCCCACGCCCGGUUUCUCCCCUCCCCGCGCCUCCCUUUCUUUCUCCGUGCCUCUCCUCUGCUCCCUCCCUGCCCCCGCCUGCCCAUGCCCCUGUCUUCUGGCUUCUCCCCUCCCUGCCCCACGUUUCUUCCCUCCCUGCCCACCCCCUCUGCCCCUCCCUUGUUUUCCCCUCACCCAUUGCUUCUCCCCUCCCUGCCCUUGAUUUCCCGCACCCCUGCCCUUGUUUCCUACCAUCCAUGCCCCUCGUUUCCCCCCCUUUGUACGUUCAGCCUCUUCCCUCCCUGCCCCUCCCUUCCUCCCCCCCUGCCCUUUGCUCUCCCCUCGUUACGCUCCCUUCUCCCCAUCCCUGCUGCCCUCUUACCACCAUCAGCCCAUCCCCACCACCAGCCCCCCUCCCACCCUUCUCUCCCCCCCUCCCUUUCCCUCUCUCUCUUUCUCACACACACACACGCACACUCCCCUCCCCCACCCCCCACCCACAUCCUCCCAUUCUGCCCCUCCCUGCCCCUUUCCCACCCCCUCGCACGCCCCUCACCUCCCACCUCCGUGCAACUGGUUUCCCCCCCCUAUGGUGCCUCCCUUGCAUCGCUCGCCCCUCUGCUCACCCUCUGCCCGCCCCUUUUCCGUGCCCUCAGCUGGCCCAGCCCCUGCCCGUUGCUGCCCCUCCCCUUGCCCCCUCAACUCCCCUGCCCCCCGUACACCCCAGUCCCAUCCAACCGCCCCCACCCUCCCCCGGCUGCCCGUUUCCGCUCUCCACCCCCGCGACCGUGUGCGGCUUCCAACCGCCCAACGGUGGUGCGCACGGGGCGUUUCUUCGCACGGGCAAGCCUCCCCGGGGGCCCCCCACCCCGCUGGGUCGUUUCACACCCCCUGCCCCCUCAUGCCAUCCGCUCCCCCCGCCCCUACCCUCCGCGUGCCCGCUCCCUUGCCGCCUCUUUUGACCCUCCCUGCCCCCCUCGCCGUUUCCCACCGCCCGCCAUUCGCUCCUCCCCGCCCGUGCGCUCCCCUCGUUUACCUUCUCCUCCCCCCUCCCCUCCUCUGCUGCACGCCUCUUCCUUCCCCUCGCCGACCCACUCCACUCCCUGCCCCUCCUCAAUCCGCACCCUGCCCCUCGUAUCUCGCCCCCCUAUGCUUGCUUCUCCCCUCCCUGCCCCUCCCUCCUCCCCGCCCUGCCCCUCGUUUUCCGCCCCCCCACGCCCGGUUUCUCCCCUCCCCGCGCCUCCCUUUCUUUCUCCGUGCCUCUCCUCUGCUCCCUCCCUGCCCCCGCCUGCCCAUGCCCCUGUCUUUGGCUUCUCCCCUCCCUGCCCCACGUUUCUUCCCUCCCUGCCCACCCCCUCUGCCCCUCCCUUGUUUUCCCCUCACCCAUUGCUUCUCCCCUCCCUGCCCUUGAUUUCCCGCACCCCUGCCCUUGUUUCCUACCAUCCAUGCCCCUCGUUUCCCCCCCUUUGUACGUUCAGCCUCUUCCCUCCCUGCCCCUCCCUUCCUCCCCCCCUGCCCUUUGCUCUCCCCUCGUUACGCUCCCUUCUCCCCAUCCCUGCUGCCCUCUUACCACCAUCAGCCCAUCCCCACCACCAGCCCCCCUCCCACCCUUCUCUCCCCCCCUCCCUUUCCCUCUCUCUCUUUCUCACACACACACACGCACACUCCCCUCCCCCACCCCCCACCCACAUCCUCCCAUUCUGCCCCUCCCUGCCCCUUUCCCACCCCCUCGCACGCCCCUCACCUCCCACCUCCGUGCAACUGGUUUCCCCCCUAUGGUGCCUCCCUUGCAUCGCUCGCCCCUCUGCUCACCCUCUGCCCGCCCCUUUUCCGUGCCCUCAGCUGGCCCAGCCCCUGCCCGUUGCUGCCCCUCCCCUUGCCCCCUCAACUCCCCUGCCCCCCGUACACCCCAGUCCCAUCCAACCGCCCCCACCCUCCCCCGGCUGCCCGUUUCCGCUCUCCACCCCCGCGACCGUGCGCGGCUUCCAACCGCCCAACGGUGGUGCGCACGGGGCCCGUACUUCCCCCUCCAGCCUCCCUUUCCCCCCCAGCUACUUCCGCAUCCAGCCCACCUACCCCAGCCUCCCUCUACCUCUCCCUAACUCCACACCGCCGUUCCUACCCCCAGCCAAGGUCUACACCCCUUGCUUUUGCUCCCUGGGCUGUGCCGUCCCCAACCUCCCUCCGCCUUUCCGCGGCACCAGACCGCCUCUCCCUCCCCCAGCCAACCUUUGCACCCCCUGUUCCUGCCCCUUGUGCCCUCCAACACCCUACCUCAACCCCCCCCAGUCUCCCCCUUCUCCAACACCCUCCAUAUUUCCUCCCCCUUGGGGCUCGCCCAUCCGCAGUUAUCACCCUUCAUCGUUUCCCCAAUUCCCUCUGUCCCCUGUUUCCCGGCCCCGCAUCCUAUUCUGCAUUUACCACAGCGCCUCCUUUCGGUGCCCUCUCUGCCCUCCCACGUUCUCACCCCCCGCCUCCCAACCUUCUCAUUACCCGCUACCAGGCUCACGCCAACUCGACUACCCACUACCCUUUGCCCCUUCCUCUCUGUUCCCCACCCUUCCUUUCCCACUUGGCUCCACCUGCCCACCCCCACCUCCCGUGGAAUUCUGCCCUGCCCUCCCCACCUCCGGCCCACCACCUGUCCCCACACCCUGCUCACCCACCGCUACAUCACCCCCGCCCCCCCACCUCCACUACAGCCCGCCAACACUUCCCCUCUCAACCGGCCCCCAGCCCGCCCCCCCCUUGGGCCCCAAUCCCCUCCAACUGUCAGGCCCCCUCUACCCUCUCUUCCACCCACUGCGCACCGCUUUCCCCACCCUUUUCCCCUUUCCCCAAGCUAACCCCCCGCACCCCGGCCUCUGCCAGGGAGUUCCUUCCCCCUUUGACGCCCUCUUGAGCCAACUCCAGCAACUCACACCGCCACCGCCAGGCAUGCUGCCUCUAGCCAGGGGGGAACUUGCAGCUGACACUGCACGGGAAGGGGUAAGUGAGUUUGUGUGUGAAGGAGCAGCAGAGGCUGCAGAGGAUGGGGCAGCAAAGGCUGCACGGGAAGGGGCAAUGGGGGUUGUGGGGGAAGGGGCAGCAGAGGCUGCAGAGGAAAGGGCAGCAGAGGCUGCAAGGGAAGGGGCAGCAGCGGCUGCACGGGAAAGGGCGGCAGGGGCUGCACGGGAAGGGGCGGCAGGGACCGUGACUCUGGCCAGGCAAAGGGCAGAGGCCAUGGAGACAGGUUUUGCAGGAGUAGGGGCCACGGAACCUGCUGCUGUGUCGGCUGGGGGAACCGCAGCAGAGGAGGCUAUAGGGACCGCACCAGUAGUCGAGGCUGCAAGGACUGCAGCAGGAGCAACAGAGGCCACAGUGGGGGCUGGUAUAGGGGGAGGUGCUACGGGUGCAGCGGGGAAGGGGGUAACGGGGACUGGUGCGAGGGAGAGUGCCGCCUCGGCUGUAGCAAGAGAGGGUACGGCAGGGGCUAGAGUGGGAGAGGGGACAGCAGUGGCCUCAAAGGCAGAAGGUGAGGCUGCAGCUGAAGCAGCAGGGAGGGCCAUAGCACGGCCAGUAGGGGCGGCAGGGGCCGCAGCAAACGCGGGGAAACACACAGCAGGGCCGGCAGGGCCGGCAGAGACUGCAAAAGGGGCUAGCAGUAAAGCGGCAGCAGGCGGGGUGGGCUCGGGGGACAUAGGGGCAACAGGGGAAGGAGAGGUGAGUGUGGUCCCGACCGGGGUGGGCACUGAAGAGGGGGAUGUGAUAGCGAUAGAGGAGGAUGAGGGAGAGGAUGUGAUCCACAUUUACGGGCCACUGGCCCAAUACCUCACGCUUGACGGUGAGGCCGACCCGGCCCCCCUGCAGCCUCACGUCGAGAUUCCCCCUCUACCCCCCAUGCCCGUCCCCAUGCUAGCAGAAGGACCGAUGGAGGGGCUGGGGGAGACCUUGAGGACAGAGCCGCGCGAGGGAGCCCCCAUCCUCACCUCCCGUCCUCCAGCCCACCCACCCCCAGGAGCACCACUUCCCCACCCCCACCCUCAGGUCCCGGUAGUGUCCAGGGGGGCAGCCAAGGCCCUGGCCUUCUUGGCGGAGCCGUGCUCCCCGACCCCCACGCUGCUCAAUGGCCAGCUCCCCUCUCCGUCCCCAACGCCUGACCCCACGGUUGCAGGCGGUCCACCGGGAGAGCACGCGGCACACCUCUGCCCCCACCCUCAGGGGCUCCUUAGAGCACCACGUGGAGCAGCCAGGGCUCUGGUCUUCCUAGAGGAGCCAUGCUCCCCGACUCCUACCAACACCCAGCCACCCCCUACCGGCCCACUACCCCCUCCUCCACCAGGCCCCCCCCCACCCGGUAGUACACACAUCUCGGAGGUUGAAGCAUCUCUGCGGCCAAAUCCCUCUCCCACACGCUACAGGCACCCAAACCACCCGAGUCGCCGCACAGCCCCAACACGCCCACCCAACAGGCUGCCCUCCCCACACCACCCCCCCCAGGCAGCCGAGACCCACCCGCAAGGGCUUGCGCCCCAGGCUCAUGGGAGCGGCGGCACCCGGGUAGAGGGGCCCACAGGAGAGGCCACCACAGGGCCCACACAAAUCUCUCUCCCCCCACCGUUUGUACCUCGCUCUAACCUCCACACUGGCCCGACCCCUCGACCCCCACCUCCAACCCCCUCUCCCGGCCGGGUUCCCCACGAGUGGCCCCGUUGGGCAGCCAUCACCCCCCACACACAGCUUGCCCGAUCUGUUCCCACGGAGGGGGAUGUUUCGAGGAGAGAGGGGAUGCACACAGAGCACCCCCCGCCUGGCGAAUCACCCAUCCUCCCUCCACCCACCCCUUUGGCCCCACAGCCCCCCCUUCCUUCACAAACAGGCGCGGACAACCAGGUGGCGGCGGCCGCGAUCGCUACUGGGAGGGAGGCCGUCGGGUUGAGGGAUGCGCCCAUGGCAGACGCCACCGACUCCCCCUCCCAUCCCUCCCACCCCUUCCAUGUCGACGACCCCCUACCGCAACCCAUGGUGAUUGGGGAGGGCCAAGGGGGCCUUCUAGGGCAGGGUCCACACCCGAGCUCCGCUCAGCCAGCACGCCCCACUCCACCCUCUACCCUGCCAGCCCUCCUACUCUCACCUACAGGCAGGCAGGUCUUCGAGACCCCAGAGGAUGUGAGGGCUGGCAUUUCAGAUUUGCUGGCGAUACACCGCCUGAGCAGCUCUCCGGCUGCCCCCACCCUUCCAGUCCCACAGGACCGGACCCGGACGUAUGCGGAGGUCACCCGGUCUGUCCCUUCUUUUAUCCCCCCCGCCACUCAGCUAGGCGCGUCACUCCUGACCCCAAUGGAGACGGACCGGGUUCUGAGGCCGUGUCACUCGCACCUAGACGGGGUGGCGCCUCCCCCCGUUCAGCCCGUGGCGCAGGAGGUCACCAGCAGUAGGGAUGAGGCAUCCGCCCCUACCGAGACCCCUCCGCCUGGGGUAGCAGAGCCGUCACUUGAACCGCACCCCGCCGAGGGGCAGGAGCACACCACGGCACACACUUCAGGCUCACCUCCACGUCCCCCCUCCCCAGCUUCGACACCGGUACCGGCACGAGGCCCGGCCCUAUCCUGUGCGACACCACCUCUAUCUUCGCUGACACCCCCCCCGCGCGGGGCUGGUGAGCCGUCUCCUCCCCUCAUCCCAGGCGAUCCUCUCGGAGCUCAGGCCGCCCACGGGGUCCCCUCUACAGCCAGUUCCGACGCCACGGCCCCGAUUGACCCCGCCGACACGGCGACAUCACCGGACCAGGUCUUCACCGACGCACAGUGGCAGACGCUCGACUCGGUGGACUGGACAGAGUACUUCUCGCCCGAGCGUAUCCAUACACGCCCUCUCCGACGUGUCCCGGAGAGGGUCCGCGGAGGAUAUCUUGACGUCCUCAGUGCGAUCCUAGUCCGCAUUGCCCAGGACCCGGAGGCUGCUGGCCCUACCUUCCUCCUCGCUGCAGCGCUGACUCUUUUCCUUGUUCCAGCGACGCCACCCGACCGCUCGCACACGGCUGCCAUUGCAGCGCGCAUCUCCCUCUUUGGUCGAGGUGAGUGGGCUGAGCUAGUCUCAGAUGCACUAGGCCGUCGCACACCCCUUCUUCGGCGCACAGGUCACCGGUCACGCACCGCCACCGAUCCCUCUACAGCAGAUGAGCGCCGCAUUGCACGUUGCCUUCGUCUGGCAGCGUGCAAUGAGACCUCACGGGCGUGCGCGGCUCUCGAGUCCGCGGAGGCAGCCCCAGAUACACAGGGGACGAUACAGCGCCUGCAGUCGAAGCACCCCAACGCGGAGAGGCCGACCCCAGCUUGGCUGUCUGGCUUCCAGGGGUCCCCUCUUGUGCUCUCGGUGGAUCACUUACGCCGCGCGAUUUUCACAGCUCCGCGGGGCUCUUCGGGAGGACCGUCCGGUUGGGUCGCUGAGCACCUGCGAGACACUUUCUUAGCUUUCCCUCAGAGUCUCCAUUUCCUCCUGGCCGUGUACCAGCAGUGGCUCCGAGGCCGUUGCGCUCCAGCUGCGCGCUCCUUGCUAGCGUCUUCCACCCUCGUGGCUCUGGCGAAGUCGAACAUGGAUGUUCGGCCGAUUGCCAUCGGCGAGGUUUUGGUCCGCAUUCUUUCUCGUGCAGUCUGUCUCCAGCUACGUGACCAGAUGGCGAGGGUCUUCUUGGCGUCACAGCAGUUUGGGGUGGGGGUUAUGUGCGGGACAGAGGUCGUAGUUAGAGGCGUCCGCCGCGCCCUGGCUGACCACCCAGACUGGGUGGUCCUGCAGCUAGACGUGGCGAAUGCCUUUAACUCUUUCCACCGAGACAGGAUGUUCCAGGCGCUGCAGGCCAGCCCGGAGUUUCAGUGUCUGAUCCCCUUCAUCGGCCUCUUCUACGGGACGCCCUCGGAUCUCCACUACAGGUCAGGCACGGGAGUGGUCACGAUGCACUCGGAGCGGGGCACUCGCAAGGGAGACCCUCUCAGCCCCUUCUUGUACGCUCUGACACAGCGUCUUGCUUUGGAGCCGGUUCUGGCGGAGGGGGAUGUCCAGCUCUGGUCGUACGCUGAUGACACGUACGUGCUAGGUCCCCCAGACAGGGUGCUGCACCACUUUGCCGAGAUCGUGAGGCGCUUGGGUGAGAUGGGCCUUGCAGCCCAGCCGCACAAGUGCCUCGUCUACCAGACGGAGUCCUUUCUGUCCAGGGAUCUGGAGGCUUUCACGGGCCUAGGGAUCGAGGUCGCACGCCGAGGGCUCACCGUGACAGGCGUACCGGUAGGCACCGUUUUGUUCGUGGAGCAGAGUCUCCCGGAUCGUCUCGAGAGGAUGGGGCGGGUGCUACCUUGGCUUCCAAGGUUGCGCCAGCCCCAGACAGCUGCCCGCCUCCUUUCGGCGUGUGUCAGCACUCGUCCGCAGUACCUGUCGAGGACCGUCCCUCCUUCGCCCGCAGUGAUCUCCAGUUUUACACGGUGGGACGCACGCCUGGGAGAGACAUUUCAGCAGCUUUUAGCUUCAGGGACCUGGGCUUGUCGCGAGGACAUCCGAGAGGCCGCCCUAGACCAGAUCUUCCUCCCCAUCCGUCUCGGGGGUUUCGGCAUUCGUCGCAUGGCGCGCAUUGCCCCGGUGAGUUUCGUGUGCUCUUGGGUGCAGUGUGCACCCAUUCUCUGUUCUCUCCCUGCGUGUGGCGAGGUGUUUCGGCAGAGCUUCGCUUCAGGUGAGCCAGAGCAGAUCGACCGGGCUCUGCAGACGGCGCUAGAGGGUCUCCCACCUGACGUUCUCUCUCUCCUUCCCCCCUGGCCCUCUUGCGCUUCUGCCUCCCCGGAUUCCCUUUUUGCAAGAGCGAGCCGUCUUCUGGAGGCGCAUGCCUUGGAGGCCGUGCGUGCCCGUCACGCCUCUCCCUUGCACCUUGCCCGUUUGACUUCCCUUCAGGGCGGAGGUGCAGGGGCGUGGUUGACGUCCGUGCCGUACGCCGACCCACUGCGCAUCCCGGAGGCGCUGUGGCAGGCGGCUUCAUCUUCUCGUCUUGGUCUCCCUAUCCCCCAGUUAGCCCUUGCAGGUCAGUGCUCCUGCGGACAGGCGAUUGACGACAUGACGGUGCCUCAUCACGCGGUUCGGUGCCCGCGCUACGGGGUCGCCACUACCAUCCACGACACGGUGAAGUACAUGCUUCGAGACUUUGCGGUCGAGGCGGGCUUCGCGGUAAAGGUGGAGGACUCUACGCUGUUCACACAGUUGGAGGCGGCUCGAGCGAGACUACUGGGACAGCCAGUGGUGGGAGAGGGGACACGGGCUGAGGGACCGGGGGAGCGGAGAGGCGAGGCGGGACAGCCGGGUGGCGGGGGACAGUGGGGACGGCACCAGCUGCGGGGUCAGGUGGAGCGAGGGACAGGUGGGCAGAGGGGACGGCAGGGGGAGCAGACGGGCCAGGACGGGGAGGGGGGACGGCACAGGCAGCAGCAGGAGAGCCAGUGGAGGCCGCGGGCCCAGGGCGCCACGCCUCCAGGUUCGGCCUCGGGGGCGGGGCAGGGGCGGGAGCAGCAGAGAGCGGACGGAGGUACAGGAGGAGCAGCGGGAUUGGGAGGGGAGGGCCAGGGAGUGAGAGAGGCAGCAGGGGAUGGAGCAGGGGGGUCGGGAGGUUUGGGGGAGGGUAGAGAGGGGGAGGGGAGAGGACAGGUGGAUGGAGGAGAGGAGAGGGGGAGAGAGACGAUCGGAGAGGGGGCACCAAGGGACCAGACAGGGCAGCAGCCAGCGCAACAGCAGGGACCAGUCGGACGCACAGGCCGUGUAGGCACCGCCUCCCGCAUUCCAGAUCUCACCUGCCGCGACGUUGGCCAGGGUCUGAUGGUUCUUGUGGAUGUCUCCAUAGCGGAUCCACAGCGGGAGGGGAACGUGCAGCUGAGACGGGCGACCCCCACACAGAUUGGAGUGGCAGCAGCUAGGCGGGUGCAAGAGAAGCUACGUCACUGGGGGCCGCACUUAGAGGGGCUGCAGCCGGCACCACACUUUUACGCGUGCGUGGCGGAGACCUUUGGCCUUCUGAGUGAGCCGAUGCGUCAGUUUCUGGGGCUCUGCGCAAAGAGGAUAGCACAGCGGAGGAGGGAUAGAGGUGGGGGGGAUGACGGAUCGGCACGGAUAUUUGAGGCAGGACUCACUACACGCCUCUCCGUUGCACUGCAGCGCGCGCAGGCUCAAUGCAUGAUCCAGCAUGCGGUGCGGCAGUUAGGGAGGUCCGACGACGGGUGGAUGCCCGCACCAGUCCCACUGGGUGCGGGGCAGGGAACUUGGCACCACGUCACAGGGUGCUUCGAGAGUUCACACCCCCUGCCCCCUCAUGCCAUCCGCUCCCCCCGCCCCUACCCUCCGCGUGCCCGCUCCCUUGCCGCCUCUUUUGACCCUCCCUGCCCCCCUCGCCGUUUCCCACCGCCCGCCAUUCGCUCCUCCCCGCCCGUGCGCUCCCCUUGUUUACCUUCUCCUCCCCCCUCCCCUCCUCUGCUGCACGCCUCUUCCUUCCCCUCGCCGACCCACUCCACUCCCUGCCCAUCCUCAAUCCGCACCCUGCCCCUCGUAUCUCGCCCCCCUAUGCUUGCCACCUACCCCAGCCUCCCUCUACCUCUCCCUAACUCCACACCGCCGUUCCUACCCCCAGCCAAGGUCUACACCCCUUGCUUUUGCUCCCUGGGCUGUGCCGUCCCCAACCUCCCUCCGCCUUUCCGCGGCACCAGACCGCCUCUCCCUCCCCCAGCCAACCUUUGCACCCCCUGUUCCUGCCCCUUGUGCCCUCCAACACCCUACCUCCCCCAGUCUCCCCCUUCUCCAACACCCUCCAUAUUUCCUCCCCCCUGGGGCUCGCCCAUCCGCAGUUAUCACCCUUCAUCGUUUCCCCAAUUCCCUCUGUCCCCUGUUUCCCGGCCCCGCAUCCUAUUCUGCAUUUACCACAGCGCCUCCUUUCGGUGCCCUCUCUGCCCUCCCACGUUCUCACCCCCCGCCUCCCAACCUUCUCAUUACCCGCUACCAGGCUCACGCCAACUCGACUACCCACUACCCUUUGCCCCUUCCUCUCUGUUCCCCACCCUUCCUUUCCCACUUGGCUCCACCUGCCCACCCCCACCUCCCGUGGAAUUCUGCCCUGCCCUCCCCACCUCCGGCCCACCACCUGUCCCCACACCCUGCUCACCCACCGCUACAUCACCCCCGCCCCCCCACCUCCACUACAGCCCGCCAACACUUCCCCUCUCAACCGGCCCCCAGCCCGCCCCCCCCUUGGGCCCCAAUCCCCUCCAACUGUCAGGCCCCCUCUACCCUCUCUUCCACCCACUGCGCACCGCUUUCCCCACCCUUUUCCCCUUUCCCCAAGCUAACCCCCCGCACCCCGGCCUCUGCCAGGGAGUUCCUUCCCCCUUUGACGCCCUCUUGAGCCAACUCCAGCAACUCACACAGCCACCGCCAGGCAUGCUGCCUCUAGCCAGGGGGGAACUUGCAGCUGACACUGCACGGGAAGGGGUAAGUGAGUUUGUGUGUGAAGGAGCAGCAGAGGCUGCAGAGGAUGGGGCAGCAAAGGCUGCACGGGAAGGGGCAAUGGGGGUUGUGGGGGAAGGGGCAGCAGAGGCUGCAGAGGAAAGGGCAGCAGAGGCUGCAAGGGAAGGGGCAGCAGCGGCUGCACGGGAAAGGGCGGCAGGGGCUGCACGGGAAGGGGCGGCAGGGACCGUGACUCUGGCCAGGCAAAGGGCAGAGGCCAUGGAGACAGGUUUUGCAGGAGUAGGGGCCACGGAACCUGCUGCUGUGUCGGCUGGGGGAACCGCAGCAGAGGAGGCUAUAGGGACCGCACCAGUCGAGGCUGCAAGGACUGCAGCAGGAGCAACAGAGGCCACAGUGGGGGCUGGUAUAGGGGGAGGUGCUACGGGUGCAGCGGGGAAGGGGGUAACGGGGACUGGUGCGAGGGAGAGUGCCGCCCCGGCUGUAGCAAGAGAGGGUACGGCAGGGGCUAGAGUGGGAGAGGGGACAGCAGUGGCCUCAAAGGCAGAAGGUGAGGCUGCAGCUGAAGCAGCAGGGAGGGCCAUAGCACGGCCAGUAGGGGCGGCAGGGGCCGCAGCAAACGCGGGGAAACACACAGCAGGGCCGGCAGGGCCGGCAGAGACUGCAAAAGGGGCUAGCAGUAAAGCGGCAGCAGGCGGGGUGGGCUCGGGGGACAUAGGGGCAACAGGGGAAGGAGAGGUGAGUGUGGUCCCGACCGGGGUGGGCACUGAAGAGGGGGAUGUGAUAGCGAUAGAGGAGGAUGAGGGAGAGGAUGUGAUGCACAUUGACGGGCCACUGGCCCAAUACCUCACGCUUGACGGUGAGGCCGACCCGGCCCCCCUGCAGCCUCACGUCGAGAUUCCCCCUCUACCCCCCAUGCCCGUCCCCAUGCUAGCAGAAGGACCGAUGGAGGGGCUGGGGGAGACCUUGAGGACAGAGCCGCGCGAGGGAGCCCCCAUCCUCACCUCCCGUCCUCCAGCCCACCCACCCCCAGGAGCACCACUUCCCCACCCCCACCCUCAGGUCCCAGUAGUGUCCAGGGGGGCAGCCAAGGCCCUGGCCUUCUUGGCGGAGCCAUGCUCCCCGACCCCCACGCUGCUCCAUGGCCAGCUCCCCUCUCCGUCCCCAACGCCUGACCCCACGGUUGCAGGCGGUCCACCGGGAGAGCACGUGGCACACCUCUGCCCCCACCCUCAGGGGCUCCUUAGAGCACCACGUGGAGCAGCCAGGGCUCUGGUCUUCCUAGAGGAGCCAUGCUCCCCGACUCCUACCAACACCCAGCCACCCCCUACCGGCCCACUACCCCCUCCUCCACCAGGCCCCCCCCCACCCGGUAGUACACACAUCUCGGAGGUUGAAGCAUCUCUGCGGCCAAAUCCCUCUCCCACACGCUACAGGCACCCAAACCACCCGAGUCGCCGCACAGCCCCAACACGCCCACCCAACAGGCUGCCCUCCCCACACCACCCCCCCCAGGCAGCCGAGACCCACCCGCAAGGGCUUGCGCCCCAGGCUCAUGGGAGCGGCGGCACCCGGGUAGAGGGGCCCACAGGAGAGGCCACCACAGGGCCCACACAAAUCUCUCUCCCCCCACCGUUUGUACCUCGCUCUAACCUCCACACUGGCCCGACCCCUCGACCCCCACCUCCAACCCCCUCUCCCGGCCGGGUUCCCCACGAGUGGCCCCGUUGGGCAGCCAUCACCCCCCACACACAGCUUGCCCGAUCUGUUCCCACGGAGGGGGAUGUUUCGAGGAGAGAGGGGAUGCAAACAGAGCACCCCCCGCCUGGCGAACCACCCAUCCUCCCUCCACCCACCCCUUUGGCCCCACAGCCCCCCCUUCCUUCACAAACAGGCGCGGACAACCAGGUGGCGGCGGCCGCGAUCGCUACUGGGAGGGAGGCCGUCGGGUUGAGGGAUGCGCCCAUGGCAGACGCCACCGACUCCCCCUCCCAUCCCUCCCACCCCUUCCAUGUCGACGACCCCCUACCGCAACCCAUGGUGAUUGGGGAGGGCCAAGGGGGCCUUCUAGGGCAGGGUCCACACCCGAGCUCCGCUCAGCCAGCACGCCCCACUCCACCCUCUACCCUGCCAGCCCUCCUACUCUCACCUACAGGCAGGCAGGUCUUCGAGACCCCAGAGGAGGUGAGGGCUGGCAUUUCAGAUUUGCUGGCGAUACACCGCCUGAGCAGCUCUCCGGCUGCCCCCACCCUUCCAGUCCCACAGGACCGGACCCGGACGUAUGCGGAGGUCACCCGGUCUGUCCCUUCUUUUAUCCCCCCCGCCACUCAGCUAGGCGCGUCACUCCCGACCCCAAUGGAGACGGACCGGGUUCUGAGGCCGUGUCACUCGCACCUAGACGGGGUGGCGCCUCCCCCCGUUCAGCCCGUGGCGCAGGAGGUCACCAGCAGUAGGGAUGAGGCAUCCGCCCCUACCGAGACCCCUCCGCCUGGGGUAGCAGAGCCGUCACUUGAACCGCACCCCGCCGAGGGGCAGGAGCACACCACGGCACACACUUCAGGCUCACCUCCACGUCCCCCCUCCCCAGCUUCGACACCGGUACCGGCACGAGGCCCGGCCCUAUCCUGUGCGACACCACCUCUAUCUUCGCUGACACCCCCCCCGCGCGGGGCUGGUGAGCCGUCUCCUCCCCUCAUCCCAGGCGAUCCUCUCGGAGCUCAGGCCGCCCACGGGGUCCCCUCUACAGCCAGUUCCGACGCCACGGCCCCGAUUGACCCCGCCGACACGGCGACAUCACCCGACCAGGUCGUGAGUUGCCCCACCUGCAGGAGCUCUCUCGCGAACCGACGCGCGCUCCAGCACCACAUUCCCUUCUGCCAUCCUGCGGACGCGGCUCGCAGGGCGCAGGCUGCCCAUGAUACCGCCUCGAUCAUCCCUUCCCUCUCACAGCCCCGUGCGACCGGGAUGCAGUUCACCGACGCACAGUGGCAGACACUCGACUCGGUGGACUGGACAGAGUACUUCUCGCCCGAGCGUAUCCAUACACGCCCUCUCCGACGUGUCCCGGAGAGGGUCCGCGGAGGAUAUCUUGACGUCCUCAGUGCGAUCCUAGUCCGCAUUGCCCAGGACCCGGAGGCUGCUGGCCCUACCUUCCUCCUCGCUGCAGCGCCGACUCUUUUCCUUGUUCCAGCGACGCCACCCGACCGCUCGCACACGGCUGCCAUUGCAGCGCGCAUCUCCCGCUUUGGUCGAGGUGAGUGGGCUGAGCUAGUCUCAGAUGCACUAGGCCGUCGCACACCCCUUCCUCGGCGCACAGGUCACCGGUCACGCACCGCCACCGAUCCCUCUACAGCAGAUGAGCGCCGCAUUGUACGUUGCCUUCGUCUGGCAGCGUGCAAUGAGACCUCACGGGCGUGCGCGGCUCUCGAGUCCGCGGAGGCAGCCCCAGAUACACAGGGGACGAUACAGCGCCUGCAGUCGAAGCACCCCAACGCGGAGAGGCCGACCCCAGCUUGGCUGUCUGGCUUCCAGGGGUCCCCUCUUGUGCUCUCGGUGGAUCACUUACGCCGCGCGAUUUUCACAGCUCCGCGGGGCUCUUCGGGAGGACCGUCCGGUUGGGUCGCUGAGCACCUGCGAGACACUUUCUUAGCUUUCCCUCAGAGUCUCCAUUUCCUCCUGGCCGUGUACCAGCAGUGGCUCCGAGGCCGUUGCGCUCCAGCUGCACGCUCCUUGCUAGCGUCUUCCACCCUCGUGGCUCUGGCGAAGUCGAACAUGGAUGUUCGGCCGAUUGCCAUCGGCGAGGUUUUGGUCCGCAUUCUUUCUCGUGCAGUCUGUCUCCAGCUACGUGACCAGAUGGCGAGGGUCUUCUUGGCGUCACAGCAGUUUGGGGUGGGGGUUAUGUGCGGGACAGAGGUCGUAGUUAGAGGCGUCCGCCGCGCCCUGGCUGACCACCCAGACUGGGUGGUCCUGCAGCUAGACGUGGCGAAUGCCUUUAACUCUUUCCACCGAGACAGAAUGUUCCAGGCGCUGCAGGCCAGCCCGGAGUUUCAGUGUCUGAUCCCCUUCAUCGGCCUCUUCUACGGGACGCCCUCGGAUCUCCACUACAGGUCAGGCACGGGAGUGGUCACGAUGCACUCGGAGCGGGGCACUCGCCAGGGAGACCCUCUCAGCCCCUUCUUGUACGCUCUGACACAGCGUCUUGCUUUGGAGCCGGUUCUGGCGGAGGGGGAUGUCCAGCUCUGGUCGUACGCCGAUGACACGUACGUGCUAGGUCCCCCAGCCAGGGUGCUGCACCACUUUGCCGAGAUCGUGAGGCGCUUGGGCGAGAUGGGCCUUGCAGCCCAGCCGCACAAGUGCCUCGUCUACCAGACGGAGUCCUUUCUGUCCAGGGAUCUGGAGGCUUUCACGGGCCUAGGGAUCGAGGUCGCACGCCGAGGGCUCACCGUGACAGGCGUACCGGUAGGCACCGUUUCGUUCGUGGAGCAGAGUCUCCCGGAUCGUCUCGAGAGGAUGGGGCGGGUGCUACCUUGGCUUCCGAGGUUGCGCCAGCCCCAGACAGCUGCCCGCCUCCUUUCGGCGUGUGUCAGCACUCGUCCGCAGUACCUGUCGAGGACCGUCCCUCCUUCGCCCGCAGUGAUCUCCAGUUUUACACGGUGGGACGCACGCCUGGGAGAGACAUUUCAGCAGCUUUUAGCUUCAGGGACCUGGGCUUGUCGCGAGGACGUCCGAGAGGCCGCCCUAGACCAGAUCUUCCUCCCCAUCCGUCUCGGGGGUUUCGGCAUUCGUCGCAUGGCGCGCAUUGCCCCGGUGAGUUUCGUGUGCUCCUGGGUGCAGUGUGCACCCAUUCUCUGUUCUCUCCCUGCGUGUGGCGAGGUGUUUUGGCAGAGCUUCGCUUCAGGUGAGCCAGAGCAGAUCGACCGGGCUUUGCAGACGGCGCUAGAGGGUCUCCCACCUGACGUUCUCUCUCUCCUUCCCCCCUGGCCCUCUUGCGCUUCUGCCUCCCCCGAUUCCCUUUUUGCAGGAGCGAGCCGUCUUCUGGAGGCGCAUGCCUUGGAGGCCGUGCGUGCCCGUCACGCCUCUCCCUUGCACCUUGCCCGUUUGACUUCCCUUCAGGGCGGAGGUGCAGGGGCGUGGUUGACGUCGGUGCCGUACGCCGACCCACUGCGCAUCCCGGAGGCGCUGUGGCAGGCGGCUUCAUCUUCUCGUCUUGGUCUCCCUAUCCCCCAGUUAGCCCUUGCAGGUCAGUGCUCCUGCGGACAGGCGAUUGACGACAUGACGGUGCCUCAUCACGCGGUUCGGUGCCCGCGCUACGGGGUCGCCACUACCAUCCACGACACGGUGAAGUACAUGCUUCGAGACUUUGCGGUCGAGGCGGGCUUCGCGGUAAAGGUGGAGGACUCUACGCUGUUCACACAGUUGGAGGCGGCUCGAGCGAGACUACUGGGACAGCCAGUGGUGGGAGAGGGGACACGGGCUGAGGGACCGGGGGAGCGGAGAGGCGAGGCGGGACAGCCGGGUGGCGGGGGACAGUGGGGACGGCACCAGCUGCGGGGUCAGGUGGAGCGAGGGACAGGUGGGCAGAGGGGACGGCAGGGGGAGCAGACGGGCCAGGACGGGGAGGGGGGACGGCACAGGCAGCAGCAGGAGAGCCAGUGGAGGCCGCGAGCCCAGGGCGCCGCGCUUCCAGGUUCGGCCUCGGGGGCGGGGCAGGGGCGGGAGCAGCAGAGAGCGGACGGAGGUACAGGAGGGGCAGCGGGAUUGGGAGGGGAGGGCCAGGGAGUGAGAGAGGCAGCAGGGGAUGGAGCAGGGGGGUCGGGAGGUUUGGGGGAGGGUAGAGAGGGGGAGGGGAGAGGACAGGUGGAUGGAGGAGAGGAGAGGGGGAGAGAGACGAUCGGAGAGGGGGCACCAAGGGACCAGACAGGGCAGCAGCCAGCGCAACAGCAGGGACCAGUCGGACGCACAGGCCGUGUAGGCACCGCCUCCCGCAUUCCAGAUCUCACCUGCCGCGACGUUGGCCAGGGUCUGAUGGUUCUUGUGGAUGUCUCCAUAGCGGAUCCACAGCGGGAGGGGAACGUGCAGCUGAGACGGGCGACCCCCACACAGAUUGGAGUGGCAGCAGCUAGGCGUGUGCAGGAGAAGCUGCGUCACUGGGGGCCGCACUUAGAGGGGCUGCAGCCGGCACCACACUUUUACGCGUGCGUGGCGGAGACCUUUGGCCUUCUGAGUGAGCCGAUGCGUCAGUUUCUGGGGCUCUGCGCAAAGAGGAUAGCACAGCGGAGGAGGGAUAGAGGUGGGGGGGAUGACGGAUCGGCACGGAUAUUUGAGGCAGGACUCACUACACGCCUCUCCGUUGCAUUGCAGCGCGCGCAGGCUCAAUGCAUGAUCCAGCAUGCGGUGCGGCAGUUAGGGAGAUCCGACGACGGGUGGAUGCCCGCACCAGUCCCACUGGGUGCGGGGCAGGGAACUUGGCACCACGUCACAGGGUGCUUCGAGAGUUCACACCCCCUGCCCCCUCAUGCCAUCCGCUCCCCCCGCCCCUACCCUCCGCGUGCCCGCUCCCUUGCCGCCUCUUUUGACCCUCCCUGCCCCCCUCGCCGUUUCCCACCGCCCGCCAUUCGCUCCUCCCCGCCCGUGCGCUCCCCUCGUUUACCUUCUCCUCCCCCCUCCCCUCCUCUGCUGCACGCCUCUUCCUUCCCCUCGCCGACCCACUCCACUCCCUGCCCCUCCUCAAUCCGCACCCUGCCCCUCGUAUCUCGCCCCCCUAUGCUUGCUUCUCCCCUCCCUGCCCCUCCCUCCUCCCCGCCCUGCCCCUCGUUUUCCGCCUCCCCACGCCCGGUUUCUCCCCUCCCCGCGCCUCCCUUUCUUUCUCCGUGCCUCUCCUCUGCUCCCUCCCUGCCCGCGCCUGCCCAUGCCCCUGUCUUUAGCUUCUCCCCUCCCUGCCCCACGUUUCUUCCCUCCCUGCCCACCCCCUCUGCCCCUCCCUUGUUUUCCCCUCACCCAUUGCUUCUCCCCUCCCUGCCCUUGAUUUCCCGCACCCCUGCCCUUGUUUCCUACCAUCCAUGCCCCUCGUUUCCCCCCCUUUGUACGUUCAGCCUCUUCCCUCCCUGCCCCUCCCUUCCUCCCCCCCUGCCCUUUGCUCUCCCCUCGUUACGCUCCCUUCUCCCCAUCCCUGCUGCCCUCUUACCACCAUCAGCCCAUCCCCACCACCAGCCCCCCUCCCACCCUUCUCUCCCCCCCUCCCUUUCCCUCUCUCUCCUUCUCACACACACACACGCACACUCCCCUCCCCCACCCCCCACCCACAUCCUCCCAUUCUGCCCCUCUCUGCCCCUUUCCCACCCCCUCGCACGCCCCUCACCUCCCACCUCCGUGCAACUGGUUUCCCCCCUAUGGUGCCUCCCUUGCAUCGCUCGCCCCUCUGCUCACCCUCUGCCCGCCCCUUUUCCGUGCCCUCAGCUGGCCCAGCCCCUGCCCGUUGCUGCCCCUCCCCUUGCCCCCUCAACUCCCCUGCCCCCCGUACACCCCAGUCCCAUCCAACCGCCCCCACCCUCCCCCGGCUGCCCGUUUCCGCUCUCCACCCCCGCGACCGUGCGCGGCUUCCAACCGCCCAACGGUGGUGCGCACGGGGCGUUUCUUCGCACGGGCAAGCCUCCCCGGGGGCCCCCCACCCCGCUGGGUCGUUGUUCGGCCUCGGGGGCGGGGCAGGGGCGGGAGCAGCAGAGAGCGGACGGAGGUACAGGAGGGGCAGCGGGAUUGGGAGGGGAGGGCCAGGGAGUGAGAGAGGCAGCAGGGGAUGGAGCAGGGGGGUCGGGAGGUUUGGGGGAGGGUAGGGAGGGGGAGGGGAGAGGACAGGUGGAUGGAGGAGAGGAGAGGGGGAGAGAGACGAUCGGAGAGGGGGCACCAAGGGACCAGACAGGGCAGCAGCCAGCGCAACAGCAGGGACCAGUCGGACGCACAGGCCGUGUAGGCACCGCCUCCCGCAUUCCAGACCUCACCUGCCGCGACGUUGGCCAGGGUCUGAUGGUUCUUGUGGAUGUCUCCAUAGCGGAUCCACAGCGGGAGGGGAACGUGCAGCUGAGACGGGCGACCCCCACACAGAUUGGAGUGGCAGCAGCUAGGCGGGUGCAGGAGAAGCUGCGUCACUGGGGGCCGCACUUAGAGGGGCUGCAGCCGGCACCACACUUUUACGCGUGCGUGGCGGAGACCUUUGGCCUUCUGAGUGAGCCGCUGCGUCAGUUUCUGGGGCUCUGCGCAAAGAGGAUAGCACAGCGGAGGAGGGAUAGAGGUGGGGGGGAUGACGGAUCGGCACGGAUAUUUGAGGCAGGACUCACUACACGCCUCUCCGUUGCACUGCAGCGCGCGCAGGCUCAAUGCAUGAUCCAGCAUGCGGUGCGGCAGUUAGGGAGUCACACCCCCUGCCCCCUCAUGCCAUCCGCUCCCCCCGCCCCUACCCUCCGCGUGCCCGCUCCCUUGCCGCCUCUUUUGACCCUCCCUGCCCCCCUCGCCGUUUCCCACCGCCCGCCAUUCGCUCCUCCCCGCCCGUGCGCUCCCCUCGUUUACCUUCUCCUCCCCCCUCCCCUCCUCUGCUGCACGCCUCUUCCUUCCCCUCGCCGACCCACUCCACUCCCUGCCCCUCCUCAAUCCGCACCCUGCCCCUCGUAUCUCGCCCCCCUAUGCUUGGUUUCUCCCCUCCCUGCCCCUCGCCGCCUUUCUCCGCCCCCCACCUCCCCCCUCUCCCUGCCCCCCCACUCUCCCACCCUUGCCCUUGGCUUCCUACCUCCCUGCCCCACCUUUCCCCCCUCUGUGUGCUCAGCUUCUCCCCUCCCUGCCCCUCCCUCCUCCCCGCCCUGCCCCUCGUUUUCCGCCCCCCCACGCCCGGUUUCUCCCCUCCCCGCGCCUCCCUUUCUUUCUCCGUGCCUCUCCUCUGCUCCCUCCCUGCCCCCGCCUGCCCAUGCCCCUGUCUUUGGCUUCUCCCCUCCCUGCCCCACGUUUCUUCCCUCCCUGCCCACCCCCUCUGCCCCUCCCUUGUUUUCCCCUCACCCAUUGCUUCUCCCCUCCCUGCCCUUGAUUUCCCGCACCCCUGCCCUUGUUUCCUACCAUCCAUGCCCCUCGUUUCCCCCCCUUUGUACGUUCAGCCUCUUCCCUCCCUGCCCCUCCCUUCCUCCCCCCCUGCCCUUUGCUCUCCCCUCGUUACGCUCCCUUCUCCCCAUCCCUGCUGCCCUCUUACCACCAUCAGCCCAUCCCCACCACCAGCCCCCCUCCCACCCUUCUCUCCCCCCCUCCCUUUCCCUCUCUCUCUUUCUCACACACAUACACGCACACUCCCCUCCCCCACCCCCCACCCACAUCCUCCCAUUCUGCCCCUCCCUGCCCCUUUCCCACCCCCUCGCACGCCCCUCACCUCCCACCUCCGUGCAAGUGGUUUCCCCCCCCUAUGGUGCCUCCCUUGCAUCGCUCGCCCCUCUGCUCACCCUCUGCCCGCCCCUUUUCCGUGCCCUCAGCUGGCCCAGCCCCUGCCCGUUGCUGCCCCUCCCCUUGCCCCCUCAACUCCCCUGCCCCCCGUACACCCCAGUCCCAUCCAACCGCCCCCACCCUCCCCCGGCUGCCCGUUUCCGCUCUCCACCCCCGCGACCAUGUGCGGCUUCCAACCGCCCAACGGUGGUGCGCACGGGGCCCCAGUACUGCUCUACGCUGUUCACACAGUUGGAGGCGGCUCGAGCGAGACUACUGGGACAGCCAGUGGUGGGAGAGGGGACACGGGCUGAGGGACCGGGGGAGCGGAGAGGCGUGGCGGGACAGCCGGGUGGCGGGGGACAGUGGGGACGGCACCAGCUGCGGGGUCAGGUGGAGCGAGGGACAGGUGGGCAGAGGGGACGGCAGGGGGAGCAGACAGGCCAGGACAGGGAGGGGGGACGGCACAGGCAGCAGCAGGAGAGCCAGUGGAGGCCGCGGGCCCAGGGCGCCGCGCCUCCAGGUUCGGCCUUGGGGGCGGGGCAGGGGCGGGAGCAGCAGAGAGCGGACGGAGGUACAGGAGGGGCAGCGGGAUUGGGAGGGGAGGGCCAGGGAGUGAGAGAGGCAGCAGGGGAUGGAGCAGGGGGGUCGGGAGGUUUGGGGGAGGGUAGAGAGGGGGAGGGGAGAGGACAGGUGGAUGGAGGAGAGGAGAGGGGCAGAGAGACGAUCGGAGAGGGGGCACCAAGGGACCAGACAGGGCAGCAGCCAGCGCAACAGCAGGGACCAGUCGGACGCACAGGCCGUGUAGGCACCGCCUCCCGCAUUCCAGACCUCACCUGCCGCGACGUUGGCCAGGGUCUGAUGGUUCUUGUGGAUGUCUCCAUAGCGGAUCCACAGCGGGAGGGGAACGUGCAGCUGAGACGGGCGACCCCCACACAGAUUGGAGUGGCAGCAGCUAGGCGGGUGCAGGAGAAGCUGCGUCACUGGGGGCCGCACUUAGAGGGGCUGCAGCCGGCACCACACUUUUACGCUUCACACCCCCUGCCCCCUCAUGCCAUCCGCUCCCCCCGCCCCUACCCUCCGCGUGCCCGCUCCCUUGCCGCCUCUUUUGACCCUCCCUGCCCCCCUCGCCGUUUCCCACCGCCCGCCAUUCGCUCCUCCCCGCCCGUGCGCUCCCCUCGUUUACCUUCUCCUCCCCCCCUCCCCUCCUCUGCUGCACGCCUCUUCCUUCCCCUCGCCGACCCACUCCACUCCCUGCCCCUCCUCAAUCCGCACCCUGCCCCUCGUAUCUCGCCCCCCUAUGCUUGGUUUCUCCCCUCCCUGCCCCUCGCCGCCUUUCUCCGCCCCCCACCUCCCCCCUCUCCCUGCCCCCCCACUCUCCCACCCUUGCCCUUGGCUUCCUACCUCCCUGCCCCACCUUUCCCCCCCUCUGUGUGCUCAGCUUCUCCCCUCCCUGCCCCUCCCUCCUCCCCGCCCUGCCCCUCGUUUUCCGCCCCCCCACGCCCGGUUUCUCCCCUCCCCGCGCCUCCCUUUCUUUCUCCGUGCCUCUCCUCUGCUCCCUCCCUGCCCCCGCCUGCCCAUGCCCCUGUCUCUGGCUUCUCCCCUCCCUGCCCCACGUUUCUUCCCUCCCUGCCCACCCCCUCUGCCCCUCCCUUCCUCUUCCCUCCCUGCCCCUCCCUUCCUCCCCCCCUGCCCUUUGCUCUCCCCUCGUUACGCUCCCUUCUCCCCAUCCCUGCUGCCCUCUUACCACCAUCAGCCCAUCCCCACCACCAGCCCCCCUCCCACCCUUCUCUCCCCCCCUCCCUUUCCCUCUCUCUCUUUCUCACACACACACACGCACACUCCCCUCCCCCACCCCCCACCCACAUCCUCCCAUUCUGCCCCUCCCUGCCCCUUUCCCACCCCCUCGCACGCCCCUCACCUCCCACCUCCGUGCAACUGGUUUCCCCCCCCUAUGGUGCCUCCCUUGCAUCGCUCGCCCCUCUGCUCACCCUCUGCCCGCCCCUUUUCCGUGCCCUCAGCUGGCCCAGCCCCUGCCCGUUGCUGCCCCUCCCCUUGCCCCCUCAACUCCCCUGCCCCCCGUACACCCCAGUCCCAUCCAACCGCCCCCACCCUCCCCCGGCUGCCCGUUUCCGCUCUCCACCCCCGCGACCAUGUGCGGCUUCCAACCGCCCAACGGUGGUGCGCACGGGGCGUUUCUUCGCACGGGCAAGCCUCCCCGGGGGCCCCCCACCCCGCUGGGUCGUGGGGCAUAAAUGGGUACAACACGAGGACUUCCCGGGAGGUCACCCAGCCCAGUACUGCUCUACGCUGUUCACACAGUUGGAGGCGGCUCGAGCGAGACUACUGGGACAGCCAGUGGUGGGAGAGGGGACACGGGCUGAGGGACCGGGGGAGCGGAGAGGCGUGGCGGGACAGCCGGGUGGCGGGGGACAGUGGGGACGGCACCAGCUGCGGGGUCAGGUGGAGCGAGGGACAGGUGGGCAGAGGGGACGGCAGGGGGAGCAGACAGGCCAGGACAGGGAGAGGGGACGGCACAGGCAGCAGGAGGAGAGCCAGUGGAGGCCGCGGGCCCAGGGCGCCGCGCCUCCAGGUUCGGCCUUGGGGGCGGGGCAGGGGCGGGAGCAGCAGAGAGCGGACGGAGGUACAGGAGGGGCAGCGGGAUUGGGAGGGGAGGGCCAGGGAGUGAGAGAGGCAGCAGGGGAUGGAGCAGGGGGGUCGGGAGGUUUGGGGGAGGGUAGAGAGGGGGAGGGGAGAGGACAGGUGGAUGGAGGAGAGGAGAGGGGCAGAGAGACGAUCGGAGAGGGGGCACCAAGGGACCAGACAGGGCAGCAGCCAGCGCAACAGCAGGGACCAGUCGGACGCACAGGCCGUGUAGGCACCGCCUCCCGCAUUCCAGACCUCACCUGCCGCGACGUUGGCCAGGGUCUGAUGGUUCUUGUGGAUGUCUCCAUAGCGGAUCCACAGCGGGAGGGGAACGUGCAGCUGAGACGGGCGACCCCCACACAGAUUGGAGUGGCAGCAGCUAGGCGGGUGCAGGAGAAGCUGCGUCACUGGGGGCCGCACUUAGAGGGGCUGCAGCCGGCACCACACUUUUACGCGUGCGUGGCGGAGACCUUUGGCCUUCUGAGUGAGCCGCUGCGUCAGUUUCUGGGGCUCUGCGCAAAGAGGAUAGCACAGCGGAGGAGGGAUAGAGGUGGGGGGGAUGACGGAUCGGCACGGAUAUUUGAGGCAGGACUCACUACACGCCUCUCCGUUGCACUGCAGCGCGCGCAGGCUCAAUGCAUGAUCCAGCAUGCGGUGUGGCAGUUAGGGAGGUCCGACGACGGGUCGAUGCCCGCACCAGUCCCACUGGGUGCGGGGCAGGGAACUUGGCACCACGUCACAGGGUGCUUCGAGAGUUCACACCCCCUGCCCCCUCAUGCCAUCCGCUCCCCCCGCCCCUACCCUCCGCGUGCCCGCUCCCUUGCCGCCUCUUUUGACCCUCCCUGCCCCCCUCGCCGUUUCCCACCGCCCGCCAUUCGCUCCUCCCCGCCCGUGCGCUCCCCUCGUUUACCUUCUCCUCCCCCCUCCCCUCCUCUGCUGCACGCCUCUUCCUUCCCCUCGCCGACCCACUCCACUCCCUGCCCCUCCUCAAUCCGCACCCUGCCCCUCCUUCUCCCCUCCCUGCCCCUCCCUCCUCCCCGCCCUGCCCCUCGUUUUCCGCCCCCCCACGCCCGGUUUCUCCCCUCCCCGCGCCUCCCUUUCUUUCUCCGUGCCUCUCCUCUGCUCCCUCCCUGCCCCCCGCCUGCCCAUGCCCCUGUCUUUGGCUUCUCCCCUCCCUGCCCCACGUUUCUUCCCUCCCUGCCCACCCCCUCUGCCCCUCCCUUGUUUUCCCCUCACCCAUUGCUUCUCCCCUCCCUGCCCUUGAUUUCCCGCACCCCUGCCCUUGUUUCCUACCAUCCAUGCCCCUCGUUUCCCCCCCUUUGUACGUUCAGCCUCUUCCCUCCCUGCCCCUCCCUUCCUCCCCCCCUGCCCUUUGCUCUCCCCUCGUUACGCUCCCUUCUCCCCAUCCCUGCUGCCCUCUUACCACCAUCAGCCCAUCCCCACCACCAGCCCCCCUCCCACCCUUCUCUCCCCCCCUCCCUUUCCCUCUCUCUCUUCUCACACACACACACGCACACUCCCCUCCCCCACCCCCCCACCCACAUCCUCCCAUUCUGCCCCUCCCUGCCCCUUUCCCACCCCCUCGCACGCCCCUCACCUCCCACCUCCGUGCAACUGGUUUCCCCCCCCUAUGGUGCCUCCCUUGCAUCGCUCGCCCCUCUGCUCACCCUCUGCCCGCCCCUUUUCCGUGCCCUCAGCUGGCCCAGCCCCUGCCCGUUGCUGCCCCUCCCCUUGCCCCCUCAACUCCCCUGCCCCCCGUACACCCCAGUCCCAUCCAACCGCCCCCACCCUCCCCCGGCUGCCCGUUUCCGCUCUCCACCCCCGCGACCUCACACCCCCUGCCCCCUCAUGCCAUCCGCUCCCCCCGCCCCUACCCUCCGCGUGCCCGCUCCCUUGCCGCCUCUUUUGACCCUCCCUGCCCCCCUCGCCGUUUCCCACCGCCCGCCAUUCGCUCCUCCCCGCCCGUGCGCUCCCCUCGUUUACCUUCUCCUCCCCCCUCCCCUCCUCUGCUGCACGCCUCUUCCUUCCCCUCGCCGACCCACUCCACUCCCUGCCCCUCCUCAAUCCGCACCCUGCCCCUCGUAUCUCGCCCCCCUAUGCUUGGUUUCUCCCCUCCCUGCCCCUCGCCGCCUUUCUCCGCCCCCACCUCCCCCCUCUCCCUGCCCCCCCACUCUCCCACCCUUGCCCUUGGCUUCCUACCUCCCUGCCCCACCUUUCCCCCCUCUGUGUGCUCAGCUUCUCCCCUCCCUGCCCCUCCCUCCUCCCCGCCCUGCCCCUCGUUUUCCGCCCCCCCACGCCCGGUUUCUCCCCUCCCCCGCGCCUCCCUUUCUUUCUCCGUGCCUCUCCUCUGCUCCCUCCCUGCCCCCGCCUGCCCAUGCCCCUGUCUUUGGCUUCUCCCCUCCCUGCCCCACGUUUCUUCCCUCCCUGCCCACCCCCUCUGCCCCUCCCUUGUUUUCCCCUCACCCAUUGCUUCUCCCCUCCCUGCCCUUGAUUUCCCGCACCCCUGCCCUUGUUUCCUACCAUCCAUGCCCCUCGUUUCCCCCCCUUUGUACGUUCAGCCUCUUCCCUCCCUGCCCCUCCCUUCCUCCCCCCCUGCCCUUUGCUCUCCCCUCGUUACGCUCCCUUCUCCCCAUCCCUGCUGCCCUCUUACCACCAUCAGCCCAUCCCCACCACCAGCCCCCCUCCCACCCUUCUCUCCCCCCCCUCCCUUUCCCUCUCUCUCUUUCUCACACACACACACGCACACUCCCCUCCCCCACCCCCCACCCACAUCCUCCCAUUCUGCCCCUCUCUGCCCCUUUCCCACCCCCUCGCACGCCCCUCACCUCCCACCUCCGUGCAACUGGUUUCCCCCCCUAUGGUGCCUCCCUUGCAUCGCUCGCCCCUCUGCUCACCCUCUGCCCGCCCCUUUUCCGUGCCCUCAGCUGGCCCAGCCCCUGCCCGUUGCUGCCCCUCCCCUUGCCCCCUCAACUCCCCUGCCCCCCGUACACCCCAGUCCCAUCCAACCGCCCCCACCCUCCCCCGGCUGCCCGUUUCCGCUCUCCACCCCCGCGACCGUGCGCGGCUUCCAACCGCCCAACGGUGGUGCGCACGGGGCGUUUCUUCGCACGGGCAAGCCUCCCCGGGGGCCCCCCCACCCCGCUGGGUCGUUGUUCGGGCAAAGAAACGAAAUAA